GAGGGUGGAGCCGAGGGAAAGGCAGGGCCGGAUCCUGACAUCGGUGUUCUUUUCCCUCCUCUGUCGAGGCGCGCCACGCUUUUCCCUGCCGGAACACGCUCCGCCAGGAACUUCCCAACCUCUCCGGCGCCAAGGCGCACGGGUCACCGCUUUGGCGCACCGUCUCCAGCGCUGGAGACAACGCUGCGCUGCGGAUCCCUGCGCUCCUCGUGGGUAGAAAGACUCGCUCCCUCUGUCUGAGACCGGGCACGAUCCCUCGGGUGUUCGUCCCUCCAGGGCGCGCGUCCUUUUGCGCGCAAAGUCUCCAGAUCCAGCCCACAUCUCCAGGGUUUUCCGCAGCCGCACGGACAGGUCUCCCGGUUCCGGAGCCAUGGAGAAGGUGAAGGCGCGGGCGCUGCUGGAGCAGCCUCUGCGAGCCUCCAGCUACAACGGCUACGCGCUGGCUGAGAAGCCGCCGCAGGCGCUGCCCGGCCGCUCCUCCGCGGACGCGCCGCGCUGCCCGAAGGCUGCAGCCAGCUCUUUCGAGAGCUGGAGAGAGGAGCGUACCCGCAGCGAGGAAGACAACGAGAUGAACCUGCCCGGCUUGGCCGCCGCCUACAGCACCAUCCUGCGCGCCCUAGGCGAGGACCCCGAGCGCCAGGGGCUCCUCAAGACCCCCUGGAGGGCGGCCACCGCCAUGCAGUUCUUCACCAAAGGCUACCAAGAGACCAUCACAGGUGAGCAGGGCUCCGGUGCACGAGGGGGCACCUGGAGAAUAGAUCCCCGCCAAACUAAAAACAAAGCAGAAUGCCCAGUGCUUUGCAUUGCUCCUGUUCCCAACAGCCUUGUGAGGUAGGCAGGCUGCUCUUCUCAAAUUAGGGGCAAUUUGAGCUGGCUGUAGUGUCCUGGUUCCAAUAAAUGAAUGUACUUAAAGGGCUCCGUGUAGGUCCUUUCAGGCACCCUCACUGUUCCCAUGGGGUAGAUUAUAGCAGACUCUGUGCCUUCCAGCUGUUUUGGACUGCAGUGCCCACUAGGCAGUGCUGCCCAGGGCUGGUGGCCUUGUUUUAGUCCAAAGCAACCAGAGGGCACCGGAAUAGAGAAAGGUUGGGGAAGAGACUUGCCUGCAGGAGAUUACAAAAGUUGGUAAGUGAAUUUCCAAUGAAAUCAUUGUUACUUUGGAAACGCAUUGGAAUUUAAGAAGCUGGCUUCUACAGAGUCAAGCCAUCUAGCUCAGUAUGCCCACACUGACUGGCAGAAGCAGCUCUUUAGGAUUUCAGACAAGGAGUGUUCCCCAGCUAUAAUUGGAGAUCAUCAUCAUAAUACAACAAUUUAUUAUUUAUACCCUGCCCAUCUGGUUGGGUUUCCCCAGCCACUCUGCGUGGCUCCCAACAGAAUAAUAAUAAUAAACCAACAAAACAUCAAACAUUAAAAACUUUCCUAAACAGGGCUGCCUUUGAGUAUCUUCUAAAAGUUAGGUAGUUCUUUAUCUCCUUGACAUCAGACGGGAGGGCGUUCUACAGGGCAGGCGCCACCACCGAGAAGACCCUCUGCCUGGUUCCCCGUAACUUCGCUUCUUGCAGUGAGGGAACCGACAGAAGGCCCUCGGAGCUGGACCUCAGAGUCUGGGUAGAACGAUGGGGGUGGAGAUGCUCCUUCAGGUAUACUAGGCUGAGGCCGUUUAGGGCUUUAAAGAUGCUUCCAAGGAUUGGACCAGGUGCCUUCUGCAGGCUCCUCCCAUUUUAAGAUGACUUUAAAAGUUAAUACUAAACUUCAAUUUUAAUGAAUGAAACAACUUUAAACUGCUGGGUCACUUUGUAUGGCGCCGGCAUAGCAAAGCAGCUAAGAAACCUGAGGCCUUGUUCACACUCCCGUUUACUAGCUGUGUUGGGUUUUUAAUCCCUGCUCACAGGACAUCAUCCAGAAUGCAAGCAUAUCCUGUACUUUGUUGUGAAAUAAUACCAUCUGGGGCACUGUUUUUCCAACCAGCUUCACACAGAUCUGAGUCCUUAAGGCUAAAACCACUCUUAAUCUCUAGACAAGGUGUGGACUCCUUUGCAUAGGGUAAAGACAUCCCCAAUAAUGUCCCCUGGUGUGAACACACCCUCGGUUGUGAAUCAGAAACUCCUGAGUAUGAAUCUUAGCUCUUCCCUGAACUCCAUCUUCGAUCUGGUCUCAGAGGAGUCUUCCCUUCCUCCCUCUUUCUUCCCCUUCCUCUCCCUCUGACUAGUGGCUCUCCAGGAUUUCAAACAGGACUGUUAUGUUUGGCCAAUAUAAAAAUAAUAAAAUUGUUAUUAGCAUUAUUAUUAGUACUAUGUACACCAGGGUUUCCCAAACUUGGGUCUCCAGCUGUUUUUGGACUGCAAUUCCCAUCACCCCUGACCGCUGGUCUUGCUAGUUAGGGAUGAUGGGAGUUGUAGUCCAAAAAGAGGUGGAGACCCAAGUUUGGGAAAGUACACCAACUAGCAGGAUUUUAGGAUGGAGUCUCUUUCAGCCGUGAGGAUUGAAUCUCUGAAAUUUUCUGCAUGCAAAGUUAAUGCCUGUCCCUGACCCAUGACCCAUUCCCUAAAAAUAAAUGAUGGCUUAGAGCAGGCAUGGCAUGUCCAAAGUCCGUUUCGGGGGCCUGUCGGAUUAAUCCGGCCCCUGUGGUAGGUUAUUUCCUGGAGUAAAAUCCUAAAAAAAGCCCAACAACUUUGCGGUAAAAUCAUAAAAAGAAGGAGCGUCUCCACCCCCAUCGUUCUGCCCGGACACUGGGGUCCAGCGCCGAGGGCCUUCUGGCGGUUCUCUCAUUGCGAGAAGCCAAGUUACAGGGAACCAGGCAGAGGGCCUUCUCAGUAGUGGCACCCACCCUGUGGAACGCCCUCCCACCAGAUGUCAAAGAGAACAACAACUACCAGAUUUUUAGAAGACAUCUGAAGGCAGCCCUGUUUAGGGAAGCUUUUAAUGUUUAACAGACUACUGUACUUUAAUGUUUUGUUGGAAGCUGUCCAGAGUGGCUGGGGAAACCCAGCCAGAUGGGUGGGGUAUAAAUAAUAAAUUCUAUUCUACCCUAAAGAAAGCUCAACAACUUAAUCCUAAAAAAAGCUCAAAAGCCCUCAGGCGUGUUCACUUCAUCAAAUCUGGCCCUCUUUGAAAAAAGUUUGGACACCCCUGGCUUAGAGUUACAUGCCAUUAUAACAAGUGUACUUGCCCCACGGGUUUAUGCAAUGCUAUUGUGAUCUUGCUAUUGUGGGACACGGGUGGCACGGUGGGUUAAACCACAGAGCCUAGGACUUGCCGAUCAGAAGGUCGGCUGUUUGAAUCCCUGCGAUGGGGUGAGCUCCCGUUGCUUGGUCCCUGCUCCUGCCAACCUAGCAGUUUGAAAGCACGUCAAAGUUCAAGUAGAUAAAUAGGUACUGCUCCGGCGGGAAGGUAAACGGCGUUUCCAUGCGCUGCUCUGGUUCGCCAGAAGUGGCUUAGUCCUGCUGGCCACAUGACCCGGCUCCCUCGGCCGGCUCCCUUGGCCAAUAAAGCGAGAUGAGCGCCACAACCCCAGAGUCAGUCACGACUGGACCUAAUGGUCAGGGGUCCCUUUACCUUUAUUGUGAUCUUGGUACCGUAUUUUUCGCACCAUAGGACGCACCGGACAAUAGGACGCACUUUGUUUUAGAGGGGGGAGAACAAGAAACAAAAUUCCCCCCCCUCUCUGCCCAGCGCCCCUUCAGCGAAGUGGCAGGAGGCACUGUGCAGAGAGGGGGAGAACUUUCCCCCUCUUGUUUUCCCGCUCUAAAACAAGGUGCUGUUUAAGGUGCGUUCAGGCGGCUACCUUGGAAGCCUGGAGAGCGAGAGGGGUCGGUGUGCACUGACCCCUCUCGCUCUCCAGGCUUCAGGUUCCUUUCCGCUGCUCCCUGACCUGCUCUUUGGGGCUGGUGGUGGGCUUCCCCCCGCCAGCCCCAAAGAGCAGGUCAGGGAGCAGCGGAAAGGCGCAGCGGAGAGGCUCCUGCCAUAGCCGCGCGUCACCUCUGCAGCUGGGAGAGGGUCGCGGGGGGCUGCUUUAGCCCCGCGCGUGCACUCUCCCGGCUGGAGAGGUGACACGGGGCUGUAGAGGUUCCUGCCAUAGCCGCGCGUCACCUCUCCAGCCGGGAGAGGGUCGCGGGGCUAUGGCAUCUUCGCUCCAUAGGACGCACACACAUUUCCCCUUCAUUUUUGAAGGGGAAAAAGUGCGUCCUUAGGGGCGAAAAAUACGGUAGUUUAUUCUGGAUCUUUUCCCCAACGAUCCCUAGCAUGGAAUUCUCCUUUUUCGCAGCUGGGUCAGAAUCUUAGUGGGUGGCGUCCUCUGGGGCUGUGCUGCCCCCAUCACCUCCCUCCAGCCGCGUCACUGGGAGGGGCGAGGUGGAAGGGAGAUCAGAGCAGAAAUCAGCUGGGCACCAGGCACAUUUUGCUACUGACAGAGGUCCAAUGGCGACUACGUGGAGACCACAGUGGCAACCACAGCUUAAAAACCUCCACCUUAGUCCAUAGUUAAUUCUGUUUCCAUUUCCACUGUGUGUGUUCCUCCUCUUUGCAUACAGGGAUGAGUGAAUUGUGAGAGCAAGCUGCAGUCAAGCAACGGACUCGUAGAAUUUUAGAACUGGAAGGGACCACAAGAGUCAUCUACUCAAAACCCCUGCAAUGUUUUGCCCAAUGUGGGUCUAAAACCCAUGUUGUAAACAAAAUCUGCCCUUUUCCCCUUAUGGGGUAUCCAAGAGCCCAUAUAGAGUCCUUACGUAGGUUCCCUAUUGGUAGGAGAAAAGAACAGAGGCCAACCAGAGCAUAUUGAGAAGCAAAGCAGCUAGUAAGCCUGAUCUUUAUUGAACUGUUGCAACAAGGUGCUCCCCUUACCCGCAGGAAAGGAGGAGGAACCCCGAAAAAUGCUGCACAAGGCCUUAUAAAGACUUUUGAAAUUGCCACCCUGUAGAUCAAGAUCACCCCCAGAAACAUCAUACAUACAUCACAGAAGGGGUGUAACCUAAGACCACCCCUCAGAUACAUUACACCUACAUCACAGAAAAGGCGGUCUACAGGAAAUCUGAGUGCUUUGUUUACCUGUUUAAUGGUCAAUUGAUUGGAUUGCCUUGGGAGCCUGGCCAGUCUUUUGUAAUGAUAAAUACUUAGUUCCUGAGCCAGGUCAGGAUCACACCCUAUUCAUAUCUUAAAUGUGCCCUUAGGACAGGAUUUGUGAGGAAAGAGACAAUGGGUAGGUUUCCCACUUUGACCUUGCAGAGAAAUAAUUUGCUCAGUUUGGGAAUCAAAAUUUGUUUCAGGUCGGUCUUCCUGUGCUGAUCUAUGUACGUGAUUGGUUGGUACACUUAUGAACAUUUAACAUAUACCUAAGACCUCCAAAUUCCUGUCACACCCAUGACCCUCAAGUUAAGAGUCAUGCUCUACCAACUGAGUUGUCCCAGCAGAUUGUAGUUGAGAUAAUAGAAUCGUAGCGUUGGAAGGGGUCAUCAAACCCAACCCCCUGGCGACUGGACAUUCCAUUGUGGAGACCAUAACCUAGGUUUAAGGUGCAAUUUGGCACCUAGCGUAUACAUCUCGGUUUCUAACACUGCUGCCAGGGUGCUUGCACCCAGUGGCGGAGGAACCCGGGGCAGGACGAACCGCCCGGUGGCGCACAUGCGACGUCUGUACGGACUGCGCAUGCACGGCAUCCCUUACGGAGUGCGCAUGCGUGGCAGCCCGUGCGGUCGCUGUGCGAGAGGCAGCCCAUAUGGACGCCACGUGCCCUCAGUUGCUCUACAGCUGGGGGGAGGCAGGGGCCAUCUUGUCAUGCCCCCCCCGAGUGCCACCCGGGGCAGCCCGCCCCCUCUGCCUCCCACUUCGUAUGCCCCUGCUUGCACCACACCAAACUUGUCGCUGCCCUGUCAGGUUAGCAGUGCGGAUGAGGUCAGGUGGGCUAUCCACUCCCAAGAACUCUUUUUCAUGGUCAGUCACUACCAGUACAGACCACAUGAGCAUACAUGCAAAGUUGGGAUGCGGGUGGUGCUGUGGUCUAAACCACUGAGCCUCUUGGGCUUGCCAAUCAGAAGGUCAGCAGUUUGAAUUCCUGUGACGGAGUGCGCUCCUGUUUCUCUGUCCCAUCUCCUGCCAACCUAGCAGUUCGAAAGCACACCAGCACAAGUAGAUAAAUAGGUACCGCUGCAGUGGGUAGGUAAAUGGCGUUUCCAUGUGCUCUGGUUUCUGUCAUGGUGUUUCAUUGCACCAGAAGCGGUUUAGUCCUGCUGGCUGCAUGACUCGGAAAGCUUCUGUGGACAAACGCUGGCUCCCUUGGCCUGAAGCGAGAUGAGUGCCGCAACCCCUUUGACUGGACUUAACCAUCCAGGGGUCCUUUGACUUUUUUUUUUUUAACAUGUAAAGUGAGUUGGGUAUUUUGUCCCAAUCACUUUGCCCUUGCUUGCGUUUUUGUCCGUCCUGGACAGGAGCCACACCAGGGCAAAUUCAGAACUGCUUCCGCCGAAGGCGUAGCGAGGCAAAUGCUUCAAAAUUCCUGCUCUGCAUUAAACCACAGGCUUUGGAGUUAGCGCUGUAGGCUGCCUGCCACUUGUCAGUUUGUUUGCCUUUUUGUGUCAUAAGGUCUAGCCGUGUGCAAUUAGCUGCUGAGCAACCAGUAAGAACCAACAAAGCGGCGAUGGCGACGGCUUCUCCUUACUGACUUCUGCCUGGUGAACCACCUGAAAGUGCAUUGCAGAUCACUGUUUUGAGAAUCACUUGCGAUUUUUAAUCAGUGGUGCAGCUCCCUUGGUGUACCGCUUUGCAUUUUCUAGAUGCGAAACUUGAGAGCAGUAGAUCAUGGAUCUGAACACAGGUGAAGUAACCUUAAGGGACUCUCAGGAUCUGAUGCCAGAUGUAAAUGUUGUUGAACCAAAUACAGAUAGUGACCAUAGUGCUAUCAAAUUCAAUAUAUAUAUAAAUGGGCAAUUGCCAAGAAAGUCCAGCAUAUUUACAUUUGACUUCAAAGGAAGAAACAUCCCCUAGAAAUUUGGGGGACUGGUAAAAGAGGAAGUUGAAAAGAGGAGUCAAAAGUGGUUAAAUCUCUCCAUAAUGCUUGUGGUUAUUCAAAGGCACAAUAUUAGAAGCUUGGCUAAAAUAUACGCUGUAUAUCAUUUGUUUGCUGCCUUUCCAAAGUUCAAAAACAUGCUCAGGACAGGACUGCUUCCAACAUGAGAAUACACAUAACUGCAAACAUAAUGAAACUACUCAUAAGCAAUAUUCGUAGUUGUUUAGUUGUGUCCGACUCUUCGUGACCCCAUGGACCAGAGCACGCCAGGCACUCCUGUCUUCCACUGCCUCCCGCAGUUUGGUCAAACUCAUUUUUAGUAGUUUUGAGAACACUGUCUCAUGUUUUGAGAACCAUCUUGUCCUCUGUCGUCCCCUUCUCCUUGUGCCCUCCAUCUUUUCCAACAUCAGGGUCUUUUCCAGGGAGUCUUCUUUUCUCAUGAGGUGCCCAAAGUCUUGGAGCCUCAGCUUCACGAUCUGUCCUUCCAGUGAGCGCUCAGGGCUGAUUUCCUUCAGAAUGGAGAGGUUUGAUCUUCUUGCAGUCCAUGGGACUCUUGAGUCUCCUCCAGCACCAUAAUUCAAAAGCAUCCAUUCUUUGGCAAUCAGCCUUCUUUAUGGUCCAGCUCUCACUUCCAUACAUCACUACUGGGAAAACCAUAACUUUAACUAUACGGACCUUUGUUGGCAAGGUGAUGUCUCUGCUUUUAAGAAGCUGUCUAGGUUUGUCAUUGCUUUUCUCCCAAGGAGCAGGCGUCUUUUAAUUUCGUGGCUGCUGUCACCAUCUGCAGUGAUCAUGGAGCCCAAGAAAGUAAAAUCUCUCACUGCCUCCAUUUCUUCCCCUUCUGUUUGCCAGGAGGUGAUGGGACCAGUGGCCACGAUCUUAGUUUUUUUGAUGUUGAGCUUCAGACCAUAUUUUGCACUCUCCUCUUUCACCCUCCUUAAAAGGUUCUUUAAUUCCUCCUCAUUUUCUGCCAUUACAUAAGCAAUAUAGAAAACAUUAAAAAAUACAAAACCAAACCGAACAAUUUCCACAGCGUAUAGUUUUGUGCCAAAGGAUUUGUGCAAAAGAGACAAGUGUGUCCGUCUGCCUUGAAAGUGGCGGAAUAAAGCCUGACUCUGCCCCCCUUGUUUCCACUUGCGCUGUGUGCAAUCACAAAUGUGAAUUAAAUUAGACCUCUUUUCUCCGCUGCCAAUGUUGAUGGAGGAACUAGCAGAUGCUUUCCAAACAAUUGAUUCCAUUUGGGGCUCGGCGCAUGAUUCCAGACCUCAUUAGAGACACUGAUGGCAGAAGCAAACCUUGUUGCCUCUUGUACGUCACUCUUCUUGUAAAUACCGUUUUGGCAGGAAAGCGGAGUGAAGAAAGGCUGCAAUUUCGACCAGGUGUCUCUUAAAGCCUUUUAUUGCCUCUGAAUGAUCUGCCGUGUCUUCAACUUGUUUAAACUGUCAAUACAUUGGGGGAAAGUGCCUUAAUGUGACUCUCAUGAAAAGUAAACUAGCCAAAGCUCUUUUUUAUUUUUCAGAAUUUUUUUAAAAAAUGUUGGCACAAUUUUCUAUUUUCUUUUUCACAGCUUAGCUGUGAAAAAAAUAUGAGGGGGAACAAGAAAGGAGUAAAAUUUUGUAACCAAUAAUAUUUUCUUCCGAAGUCAAGUUUCGUUCUGUGGUGUUUAUGUUUAUAGCUAUAAGACUUCCUUGCUAGCGCUGUUGAUGAAGCAGAGAAUGGGGAAAACGCAGGGUUCACCCCCUUUCGAUGGGAAGUUACUUUCACGGGAAUAGUCCUAGUACCACCGUAUUCUACCAUGGUCAGACCCCACCUGGAGUACUGGGUCCAGUUCUGGGCACCACAAUUUAAGAAGGAUGUUGACAGGCUGGAAGGUGUGCAGAGGAGGGCAACCAAGAUGAACAAGGGUCUGGAAACCAAGUUUUAUGAGGAGCACUUGAAGGAGUUGUAUAUGUUUAGCCUGGAAAAGAGGAGAUGGAUAGGAGACAGGAUAGCUAUCUUCAAAUAUCUGAAGGGCUGUCCAGCAGUGGAGCAAGCUGAUUGGGCGCCUGGGGCAGCGCACGUGCCAGCCGCCCACGUGGCGUGGCCAGCCGGGGCAGGACGCUCCGCGAGGCCUCCGAGGAGUCGGCCUGCUUCCUCCCACUCUGCCGCCCUACAGCUGAGGGGCAGGCAGCGGGCGGACCGUUUGGGCGCUCAGGAUGCUGUGUCACUCCUGGGAGAGACGCGUGGUUCGGAAUCACUACAGGCCCCCGCGGUGAGUGCCGCCCGGCAUUUUGUCACCCCCCCUCAGAGGUAACACCCAGGGCAGCCCGCCCCCACCGCACCCCCUUCCUCCGCCCCUGGGGCUGUCACAUGGAAGAUGGAAGGACCCAAACCGAUAGAUUCAACUUACAUGAAAGGCGAUUCCAACUGAACAUCAGGAAGAACUUUCUGACAGCUGGAGCUGUUGAAUGGUUGAACAGACUCCCACUAAAGGUGAUGGACUCUCCUUCCUUGGAGCUUUUUAAACAGAGGUUGGGUGGUCACCUGUCAUACAGUUAUCAAAUCACCCCUCGGUCGUCUUUUCUCCAGGGUGAAUGUAUAUUAUCACCCUUCUUAAACUGCUGUGCCUGUUGGGAUUUCAUUCCUCCCGUUGCAGGGUGCGUGAUUGUUUUCAUCACAUGUCUGUGUUGACAUUCCAUACUGUUGGAGUCACGAGAACGGAAGUUCAGUUACGCUGUUCUGUUUUACUAUUGCUUUUCUGUUCUCUCUCGGAGAUGAAGGAGGAGAGAGGACCCACAAUUUCUUUUGUUCUGUUUAGUAUGUAAUAAAGUAGCUUAGAAAUCCACACCUCCAAUGCCUAGCUACUGCUUGGACUCUGCUAUUGUACUGUGUGCACAUAUCUUCGGAUAUGUCUCGCAGAAGCGCAUCGGGAAAGAAGAGUGAUGAAUCAUUCUGAGGGUCGCUUAUGGGGGAGAAUGUAGCUGCCUGGCGUUCUCUAGUUGGUACAAGAAGCCCAGUGAGGUCCAGUUCCGUGUGCCCAUUCACCAACAGAGCCCACAACUAGACACGGGCAAGAUGGACCAACAGCCUCUUUUAUUAUGUUCUUAAGAGACCAAAGGAUGCGAUGCCUGUUGCACUUGCUUGAAAAUCCAAUGCUCCAUUGAAGAAAAUGUUCCAUCUAACAUUUGUUUAAAAACCUGAAGCAUUUUUGUUAGGGAUUGUAAGGAAAGAUCUGCCAAAAAAGCUGAAAAACAUCUUCAUGUAUGCGACAACAGCUGUGAGAGUCCUAAUAGCACAAGGAUGGAAGACUGAAGAAAUUCCAACUAAAGAAUCCUGGCAAGAAAAACUGAUGGACUAUGCAGAACUGGCAAAAUUGACACAUAAGCUACGGGACAAGGAUAACUGUGACUUUAAAGAUGAAUGGGAACCCUUUACAAAGUAUUUGAAGAGGCAACAAAGUGAAUUGGACUCAUUGGCAGGUUUUGAAUAAACAUCACAAACUUUUUAUUGACAAUAAUCAGUUAAAUAAUUUAAGGAUUUAGACAACUUUGUAACAUGCAGAGAACAGCAUUCACAGAGAAACCAAAGACUGGAACGGAGGGAAGUCAGGGGGGUGGGUGGGUUUUGUGGGGGGGGAGGGAGGAAACAGAGGGGAAAUUAAGCAUGACAUGUUUUUGGAUAAUAUGUUUCGUUUAAAUCUUUAAUAAAAAUUAUACAAAAAAAAAAGAAAAAAGAAAAUCCAAUGCUCCCACGGGCAUUGAAAAGUUAAUGACCCCCGCCGUAGCAGAGUGCAACUCUUGCCAGUUAUGUGACAUUUCCACCCACCCAUUCAUUGUACUUCUGAGCUGGCCUUUUUCCAAGUCAGGGAAACUUAGAGAGUCCCAUCCACAGAGGGCAGAGAUGAUGGGAGGCGAGAAGGCAAGAGUCAGGGGUUUUGAGGAGAGCCCUUUGGCAGCACAUGGGUUUGCAUAGGCGCGCAUGCACCCAGUCUGAGCCCCUGUAAGCAUUGCUGGCUCAUGUUCCGGCUCUGGCAUUUGAAGCAACUUCGUAAACUCCUCGUGGUUUUUGAUUAUUCCGGCUGUGGCCGGAGAAUGCAAAGCACCAGAGAGCCAGCCAUCUUAGCCAUUUUGUGUCUUCCGUUAACCUGCCCUAAAGGCUGUAAAGGCAGCCUCUUCAUCUUUUCCUUUUCGCUCGCCUCCCGAGUGACAUUAAAGCCAUGCAAAUAGUUCCUAUAGCAACAGGCUCUUUUACCUCUGACGCAAAGGCUCCAAAUCAUGGGCGAUUCUCUUCUCUUCCUAUUCAGAUUUUAUCUUCUCCCAACUGUUGCGAUCCUCUCUUUCAUCCAACGUCAUGUCUGCCGAUGGGGAGUUUGCACUCCACACAUGCUCUAAAUGCCCCAGUGGCGCAUGCUUUAUAUUUGUUGUAGGCAAAUGCAUUUCAGAGGGUUGGACUGGAUGACCUUUGGAGUCCCUCCCAAAACAUACACAGAAGUUAAAUUCUAUUAAGUUCAGUGGGACCUUGCUGUGCUUUUACCUGGGAGUUGGACAUAAUAAUAAUAAUAAUAAUAAUAAUAUUUAUACCCCGCCUUCCUGGCCAGAGCCGGGCUCAGGGCGGCUAACACCAGUAAAAUUACAAUAAAAACAUAAUGGGGGGGGACACACAAGAAGACAAUUUAAAAUACGGGUUAAAAUGCAAUUUAAAAUGCAGCCUCGUUUUAAAAGUAGCCCAUAGAUCAAAACCAUAAGGGGAGGGAAACAUAAGGGUCAGACUGAGUCCAAACCAAAGGCCAGGUGGAACAGCUCUGUCUUGCAGGCCCUGCGGAAAGAUGUCAAGUCCCGCAGGGCCCUGGUCUCUUGUGACAGAGCGUUCCACCAAGUCGGGGCCAGUACUGAAAAGGCCCUGGCCAUAGUUGAGACCAAUCGAAUCACCUUGCGACUUGGGACCUCCAAAAUGUUGUCAUUUGUGGACCUUAAGGUCCUGCACGGGGCAUACCAGGAGAGGCGGUCCUGUAAGUACAAGGGUCCUAGGCCGCAUAGGGCUUUAAAGUUCAAAACCAGCACUUUAAACCUGACCCUGUACUCCACCAGGAGCCAGUGCAGUUGGUAAAGCAUCGGAUGAAUGUGAUCCCACGGCAAGGACCCCGUAAGGAGUCUCGCCGCGGCAUUCUGCACCCGCUGGAGUUUCUGGGUCAGCUUCAAGGGCAGCUCCACGUAGAGCGAGUUCCAAUAAUCAAGCCUUUGUUAGCAUCUGUGUAGGCGGGUAUAGGAUCACACUCCUGUUUGCGUUCAGUAGGACUUAAAAGCAUUUCCCUUGGGCAGGAAGUCCAGUUUCCUUCGCUAGUUGACUCUGGUUCCUAAGCGUCACCUUCUUAAGAGCAGCCCUGUCAGAACCCAGGCAUAAUAACCGCUGCUAAUACGAUGGCGAUGUUUCCGUCUGUUAUUUCCGCACCAGGGUAUAAGAGUCAUGUAUUGAAUUCAUUCUCACAACAACCUUGCGAGGUAGGCAGUUUUGUAGCCAUUUCACAGAGAGUGAUUGGCCUUUCCCGACCUGGUGUGCUCAUGAGAACACCUGGUCCAGCUCCCUGUUCUCACAAGGCCACAGCUAGCUGCCUGUGGGAAACCAGUGAGUAGGAUUCAUGCAUAAGAACCAUUCUCCUGUCCUGAGGCUUCCAGCAACGGGUGUUCGGAAGCACAGCAAAGUUUAUAUUGUUUGAUUGUGUUUUUAUAUUUUUGCUGGAAGAUGCCCUGAGUGACUGGGGGAAGCCGGUCAAAUGGAUGGCAAACAACAACAACAACAACUUUUUAUUAUUUAUACUCAGGGUAGCUUCCCACACAUAUAAAAACAUAAUAAAAUGCCAAACAUUAAAAGUUUCCUGAUACAGGGCUGCCUUCAGAUGUCUUGUAAAAGUUGUGUACAGUGGUGCCUCUGGUUGCGAACGGGAUUCGUUCCGGAGCCCCGUUCGCAAUGUGAGCAGAACGCAACCCACGUCUGCGGGUCGCGAUUUGCCGCUUCUGCGCAUGGGUGUGACAUCAUUUUGAGAACAUGCGCGAGUGGAGAAACCCCGAUGUAACCCUUUCCGGUACUUCCAGGUCGCCGCGGGACGCAACCUGAAAAUAAUAAUAAUAAUAAUAAUAAUAAUAAUAAUAAUAAUUUAUUAUUUGUGCCCCGCCCAUCUGGCUGGGUUUCCCCAGCCACUCUGGGCGGCUUCCACAAAGACCAAAAAUACACUAAUAUGUCAUACAUUAAAAACUUCCCUGAACAGGGCUGCCUUAAGAUGUCUUCUGAAUGUCAGGUAGUUGUUUAUCUCUUUGACAUCUGAUGGGAGGGCGUUCCACAGGGCGGGCGCCACUACCGAGAAGGCCCUCUGCCUGGUUCCCUGUAGCUUUGCUUUUCGAAAUGAGGGAACCGCCAGAAGGCCCUCGGCGCUGGACCUCAGUGUCCGGGCAGAACGAUGAGGGUGGAGACGCUCCUUCAGGUAUACUGGGCCGAGGCCAUUUAGGGCUUUAAAGGUCAACACCAACACUUUGAAUUGUGCUCGGAAAUGUACUAGGAGCCAAUAUAGGUCUUUCAAGACUGGUUUUAUGUGGCGCCGGUGGCCACUCCCAGUCACCAGUCUAGCUGCUGCAUUCUGGAUUAGUUGCAGUUUCCGGGUCACCUUCAAAGGUAGCCCCACGGAGAGCGCAUUGCAGUAGUCCAAGCGAGAGAUAACCAGAGCAUGCACCACUCUGGCGAGACAGUCUGCGGGCAGGUAGGGUCUUAGCCUGCGUACCUGAUGGAGCUGGUAGACAGCUGCCCUGGAUACAGAAUUGACCUGCACCUCCAUGGACAGCUGUGAGUCCAAAAUGACUUCCAGGCUGCGCACCUGGUCCUUCAGGGGCACAGAUACCCCAUUCAGGAUCAGGGAGUCCCUCACACCUGCCCACCUCCUGUCCCCCCAAAACAGUACUUCUGUCUUGUCAGGAUUGAACCUCAAAGACGUAACCUGAACCGAACGUAACAAGAGGUAUGACUUUAGUUCUAAAUCUCCUUGGCAUCUGAUGGGAGGGCAUUGUACCGGGAGGGCACCACUGCCGAGAAGGCUCUCUGCCUGUUGUUGUUGUUGUUAUUGUUGUUGUUGCUUCCAACUGUGGUGGCAGAGCAUAGCCAAAACAGCUAGCACCCACCGAUUACCUCUCCUUUAUGAAUUUGUCCAGUCCUCUUCUAAAGCCAUUAAAGUUGGCAACCAUCAUUGCCUCCUGUGGCAGAGAGUUCCACAGAUUAAUUCUUCGCACUGCAUGAAGACACCCUUUAUUUAUCUGUCCCGAAUCUUCCAACAUUCUGCUUCAUUUGCUGCCAACGAGCCCUGGCAUUAGGAGAGAAACUUUUCUCCAUUCACUCGCUCUGGAGGCCUUUGAAGUCCCCAUCAGUCACACAGCCAGAGCUGAUGGACAGGAGUUGUGCUGCACAACGUGUGGAGGGCACCAGGUUGGCAAAGGUUGCCUCGCGGGAAGGGAGUUGGCCAGAGGCAAACGUAAUCUGCCCUUUGUACUCGCUUGGAAGGCCUCCCUGCCCUCCCUCCCUGCCCCCCCGCCUUCUCCAGACACUUUCUGGUGAUGGACAUGACAGAGGAGCCAGAGCAGCUCCAUCCCUGGUCGCCAGGGUUACCUGCCUCCAUCUGGCUGCGCACAGGAAAUUAAAACCACCCGCGAUAGCAUAUCACUAUCAGCCCUAAAUGGCAGCUCCUAGGCAUCGGUGGCCGUGUUUGCGAGAGGUGUCUGUGCGUCCGUGUUUGUGUCAGAGGAAGCUGUAAAAGAAAAGGCGUCUAGCACAGCUGUAGGUUUUUUUAUAUUAGCUUUUGAGUCACUGGGAGACGGGGCGGGGAGCUUUUGAUCGGCUUCGAGGGUGGGGACCGCUGCCCGAAAGCCCUUUUGUUCUUAUUCAGAUUGGCUUUUGCACAGGAACUGUGUAAAAAGUACAAAAUGAAGUCCAGCUACGCCUUUAUGCACAGACUUCCUUUCCUUCCCUCCUUCCCGAGGGCAGGUAACCCAGAGUGGGAAAAUUGCAGACGGCAGAAAAUGUGCGAUUCUGGUGCCGCCUCUUUCGACUUUCCCCAUCUGCUUUACAGUUUGUUUGUUUGUUUGUUUGCUUGCUUGCUUGCUUGCUUUCACAAUAGUCGUGCAAGGGAGGCAGCUGCUGUACCCAUUUUACAGAUGAAGAACUGAAACAAAGAUGUUACUCAGUGAGGUCAUGGCAGCCUCGUUGCAAAAGGGAUGCUUUUUAGAGCAUCUACCUUUGCAUGCCUGGUCCCAGGUGCAAUCGCUGCCAUUUCCCAGGAAGGACUUAGGAGAGUGCCCUGUCUGAAAUAAUAAUAAUAAUAAUAAUAAUAAUAAUAAUAAAUUUAUUAUUUAUACCCCACCCAUCUGGCUGAGUCUCCCCAGCCACUCUGGGUGGCUUCCAGCAAAAUACUAAAAUACAAUAAUUCAUCAAAUAUUAAUAGCUUCCCUAAACAGGGCUGCCUUCAGAUGUCUUCUAAAAGUCAGAUAGGUGUUUAUUUCCUUGACGUCUGUAUCGUUCCAAUUUUAGUAUAUGUACUGCCAAAGCGAGCACAGUUAUUUCCUUGAAAUCUGAUGGGAGGGCAUUCCACAGGGCUGGUGCCACUACCAAGAAGGCCCUCUGCCUGGUUCCCUGUAACCUCACUUCCCGCAGGGAGGGAACCACCAGAAGGCCCUUGGCGCUGGACCUCAGUGUCCAGGCAGAACAAUGGGGCUGGAGAUGCUCCUUCAGGUAUAGUGGGCAGGGUUGCUGCCAGUCAGGUUCGAUAAUACUGACCUGGGUGGGUCUGUGGUCUGACUCUGUAUAAGGCAGCAUCCUAUGCUCCUAAGCUGAGACACAAACUAAAAUCUCACAGAUCCAAGUCUAACGGUGCUCCUGGAUCCUUUGCUGUCGCUCGAGGCUCAGGUGGCAUCGGUGGCCCGGAGUGCCUUCUAUCAGCUUUGGCUGGUGGCCCAGCUACGCCCCUAUCUGGACAGGGAUAGCCUAACUACUGUUGUCUGUGCUCUGGUAACCUCAAGGUGGUUGUUGUUGUUGUUUAGUUUAGGAAGGGCCAGAGCUUGGGAUACAAGGAGACUGCAAUUUCUGUCCUGUCCUGCUUUCGUUGCAAUAUACACUGUUUCCAUUCAGCUACAGUUCGGUUUCUGCUAAAACCAUUUUGCUACCCACUGAAGUUACCAUAAUGAAUUGUGUCGGGCAAGUCAACCAAGCCUUAUGAGGAACGGUUGAAGGAGUUGGGUAUGCUUAGCCUGGACAAAAAAAGACUGGGAAGCGAUAGAAUUGUUGUUGCUGUUUAGUCAUUUAGUCGUGUCCGACUCUUCGUGACCCCCUGGACCAGAGCACGCCAGGCACUUCUGUCUUCCACUGCCUCCUGCAGUUUGGUCAAACUCAUGCUGGUAGCUUCGAGAACACUGUCCAACCCUCUCAUCCUCUGUGGUCCCCUUCUCCUUCUGCCCUCCAUCUUUCCCAGCAUCAGGGUCUUUUCCAGGGAGUCUUCUCUUCUCAUGAGGUGGCCAAGUCUUGGAGCUUCAGCUUCACGAUCUGUCCUUCCAGUGAGCACUCAGGGCUGAUUUCCUUCAGAAUGGAGAGGUUUGAUCUUCUUGCAGUCCAUGGGACUCUCCAGAGUCUCCUCCAGCACCACAAUUCAAAAGCAUCAAUUCUUCGGCGAUCAGCCUUCUUGAUGGUCCAGCUCUCACUUCCAUACAUCACUACUGGGAAAACCAUAGCUUUAACUAUACGGACCUUUGUUGGCAAGGUGAUGUCUCUGCUUUUAAGAUGCUGUCUAGGUUUGUCAUUGCUUUUCUCCCAAGAAGCAGGCGUCUUUUAAUUUCGUGGCUGCUGUCACCAUCUGCAGUGAUCAUGGAGCCCAAGAAAGUAAAAUCUCUUACUGCCUCCAUUUCUUCCCCUUCUAUUUGCCAGGAGGUGAUGGGACCAGUGGCCAUGAUCUUCGUUUUUUGAUGUUGAGCUUCAGACCAUAUUUUGCGCUCUCCUCUUUCACCCUCAAUAAAAGGUUCUUUAAUUCCUCCUCACUUUCUGCCAUCAAGGUUGUGUCAUCUGCAUAUCUGAGGUUGUUGAUAUUUCUUCCGGCAAUCUUAAUUCCGGUUUGGGAUUCAUCCAGCCCAGCCUUUCGCAUGAUGAAUUCUGCAUAUAAGUUAAAUAAGCAGGGAGACAAUAUACAGCCUUGUUGUACUCCUUUCCCAAUUUUGAACCAAUCAGUUGUUCCAUAUCCAGUUCUAACUGUAGCUUCUUGUCCCACAUAGAGAUUUCUCAGGAGACAGAUGAGGUGAUCAGGCACUCCCAUUUCUUUAAGAACUUGCCAUAGUUUGCUGUGGUCGACACAGUCAAAGGCUUUUGCAUAGUCAAUGAAGCAGAAGUAGAUGUCUUUCUGGAACUCUCUAGCUUUCUCCAUAAUCCAGCGCAUGUUUGCAAUUUGGUCUCUGGUUCCUCUGCCCCUUCGAAAUCCAGCUUGCACUUCUGGGAGUUCUCGGUCCACAUACUGCUUGAGCCUUCCUUGUAGAAUUUUAAGCAUAACCUUGCUAGCGUGUGAAAUGAGUGCAAUUGUGCGGUAGUUGGAGCAUUCUUUGGCACUGCCUUUCUUUGGGAUUGGGAUGUAGACUGAUCUUCUCCAAUCCUCUGGCCACUACUGAGUUUUCCAAACUUCCUGGCAUAUUGAGUGUAGCACCUUAACAGCAUCAUCUUUUACAAAUUUAAAUAGUUCAGCUGGAAUACCAUCACUUCCACUGGCCUUGUUAUUUGCAGUGCUUUCUAAGGCCCAUUUGACUUCACUCUCCAGGAUGUCUGGCUCAAGGUCAGCAACCACACUACCUGGGGUGUACGAGACAUCCAUAUCUUUCUGGUAUAAUUCCUCUGUGUAUUCUUGCCACCUCUUCUUGAUGUCUUCUGCUUCUGUUAGGUCCUUACCACUUUUGUCCUUUAUUAUGGUAAUCUUUGUACGAAAUGUUCCUUUCAUAUUUCCGAUUUUCUUGAACAGAUCUCUGGUUCUUCCCAUUCUGUUGUUUUCCUCUAUUUCUUUGCAUUGCUCGUUUAAGAAGGCCUUCUUGUCUCUCCUUGCUAUUCUUUGGAAAUCUGCAUUCAAUUUCCUGUAUCUUUCACUAUCUCCCUCGCAUUUUGCUUGCCUUCUCUCCCCGCUCUUAGGAAGGCCUCGUUGGACAGCCACUUUGCUUUCUUGCAUUUCUUUUUCAUUGGGAUGGUUUUAGUUGCUGCCUCCUGUAUAAUGUUGCGAGCCUCCACCCAUAGUUCUUCAGGCACUCUGUCCACCAAAUCUAAAUCCUUAAACCUGUUCCUCACUUCCACUGUGUAUUCAUAAGGGAUUUGGUUUAGAUUGUAUCUUACCGGCCCAGUGGUUUUUCCUACUUUCUUCAGUUUAAGCUUGAAUUUUGCUAUAAGAAGCUGAUGAUCUGAGCCACAGUCAGCUCCAGGUCUUGUUUUUGCUGACUGUAUAGAGCUUCUCCAUCUUUGGCUGCAGAGAAUAUAAUCAAUCUGAUUUCGAUGUUGCCCAUCUGGUGAUGUCCAUGUGUAGAGUCGUCUCUUGUGUUGUUGGAAAAGUGUGUUUGUGAUGACCAGCUUGUUCUCUUGGCAGAACUCUAUUAGCCUUUGCCCUGCUUCAUUUUGAUCUCCAAGGCCAAACUUGCCAGUUGUUCCUUUUAUCUCUUGAUUCCCUACUUUAGCAUUUCAAUCCCCUAUAAUGAGAAGAACAUCCAUCUUUGGUGUCACUUCUCUAAGGUCUUGUAAGUCUUCAUAGAAUUGGUCAAUUUCAGUUUCUUCAGCACCAGUAGUUGGCGCAUAAACUUGGAUUACUGUGAUGUUAAAAGGUCUGCCUUGGAUUCGUAUCGAGAUCAUUCUAUCAUUUUUGAGAUUGCAUCCCAGUACAGCUUUCGCCACUCUUUUGUUGACUAUGAGGGCCACUCCAUUUCUUUUACGGGUUUCUUGCCCACAGUAGUAGAUAUGAUAGUCAUCCGAACUGAAUUUGCCCAUUCCCGUCCAUUUUAGUUCACUGAUGCCCAGGAUGUCAAUAUUUAUUCUUGCCAUCUCAUUUUUGACCACAUCCAACUUACCCAGGUUCAUGGUUCUUACAUUCCAGGUUCCUAUGCAAUAUUUUUCUUUACAGCAUUGGACUUUCCUUUCGCUUCCAGGCAUAUCUGCAACUGAGCGUCCUUUCGGCUUUGGCCCAGCCGCUUCAUCAGCUCUGAAUCUACUUGUACUUGUCCUCUGCUCUUCCCCAGUAGCAUGUUGGACGCCUUCCGACCUGAGGGGCUCAUCUUCCAGCAUCAUAACUUUUAUAUGCCUGUUGUCUUUGUCCAUGGGGUUUUCUUGGCAGGGAUACUGGAGUGGCUUGCCAGUUCCUCCUCCAGGUGGAUCACGUUUGGUCAAAACUCUCCACUAUGACCUGUCCAUCUUGGGUGGCCCUGCACGGCAUAGUUCAUAGCUUCUCUGAGUUCUUCAAGCCCCUUCGCCACGGCAAGGCAGUGAUCCAUGAAGGGGCAAGAUUACAUUACCGCAAUGCAUUAAAUGUAGGGCUGCCCCUGAAGACUGCUUGGAAAUUUUGGCUGGUGCAGAAUUUGGAAGCCAGGUUGCUCAAGAUGGUGUGAGCAUUUAUCACCGAUUCUGCCUGCCACUUAGUUUCCAGGCCCAAUUCAAAGUGCUGGUUAUGACCUAUAAAGCCUCAGGACCUCAAUUCCUCAAGGACCACCUCUCCCCAUAAGAAUAGUUCCAGACCCUGCAAUCAUCAUCAGAGGCCCUUCUUUGUGUGCCACCUCCUCCUCGAGAAGUCCGGAGGUUUGCAACACAAGAAAGAGCCUUUUCUGUGAUGGCCCCCUGUUUGUGGAAUGCUGUCCCCAGAGAGACUCACCUGGUGCUAUCAUUACAUGUCUUUAGGUGCCAGGUGGAAACAUUCCUCUUUACCCAUACCUUCGGCCGUUAAAUAAUCUAUGGCCUGUUAAAUGGGGGUGGGGGGGGAGGACUGUUAUUAUUUAAGCUGUAUUUUAGUUAACUGUUUUUGAUUUUUUCUUUUACACUUUAUUGUAAUUUAUUUUUGGUGUUAGCCGCCCUGAGCCCGGCCCUGGCCGGGGAGGGCAGGUUAUAAAUAAAACAUCAUCAUCAUCAUCAUCAUUAUUAUUAUAUUUUAUUAUUCUGUGUUAGAGGGGUUUUUUCUUCUGGUGGCAGACGACAGAACCACGAGACCGGUGUAAAACACUCAAGCAAAGGUUUUAUUACAGCUAUACAAAAACAAGAACACAAAGCAUGUGGCUGUUCUCUCUUUGCAGGCAAAUUCAAACUGCAACUUCUCCUCCUUUUGUACUCAUCACUAGCUGUACCUAAUCAGCCUAGAAAACCUCUCACAGAAACCGUUCUUAAAGUUACAAUCAUCUUCUCUGUUUCUUUGCAUAAUGACUCCUAACAUUCUGUUCAUUAUGUUCUUAAUGUUGUGCACUUCCAUGGGACCUUUGGAUAAAGGGCAGUCUAUAAACCAAGCAAACAAUAACUAAAUACAGUGGUACCUCGGGUUACAGACGCUUCAGGUUACAGGCGCUUCAGGUUACAGACUCCGCUAACCCAGAAAUAUUACCUCAGGUUAAGAACUUUGCUUCAGGAUGAGAACAGAAAUCGUGCUCCGGCGGCGUGGCGGCAGCGGGAGGCCCCAUUAGCUAAAGUGGUGCUUCAGGUUAAGAACAGUUUCAGGUUAAGAACGGACCUCCGGAACAAAUUAAGUUCUUAACCUGAGAUACCACUGUAACUCUGUAGUCGCAGGCCCAGGUAAUUUAGCUCAUGUAUAUUCCUCUAUGAGGACUAGACGCUUGUUUUAAAAGGGACGGGGUUUGUUCUGUCGGUGCAAGCAUUUCAGUUUGUCAGGCAGAACAAUCUCACUUCUCUUCCCUUGCACACUGAGCCAAUUGUGGGGGGCAUUGCGUGUGUGUUUGUGUGGCGGCGGCAGGGAGUAGAAGCAGAAAGCCCCAUUUGCAAACAGAAGUAAUAGCCCAGGGCUUCCAAUGAUUACAGUAUUUUUCGCUCUAUAGGACGCACUUUUUCCCCUCCAAAAAUUAAGGGGAAAUGUGUGUGCGUCCUAUGGAGUGAAUGCAGGCUCCUUGGCUUCAGCGAAAGCAACGCGAAGCCUCCGGAGCGUGGAGGGAGCGCUCCCUCUGCGCUUCGGAGGCUUCGCGUUGCUAUCGCUGAAGCCUGGAGAGCGAGAGGGGUCGGUGCGCACCGACCCCUCUCGCUCUCCAGGCUUCAGGGAUAGCCGCCUGAAGCCUUUGAAGUGCAGCGGGACUUGCGCUGCGCUCCAAAGACUUCGGGUUCCUUUUGCUGAAGCCGGGAGAGCAAGACUCUCCCGGCUUCAGCAGAGAGGGAGAGCUGCGCAGCUCCCCUUCAGCCAAACGAGAGGAGAAAUGGAAGGGGCUCCGUUUCUCCUGCCGCUUCGCUGAAGGGGCGCUGAGCAGAGAGGGGGAGAUUUUUUUUUCUUGUUCUCCCCCUCUAAAACAAGGUGCGUCCUAUGGUCCGGUGCAUCCUAUAGAGCGAAAAAUAUGGUAGAUGAAUCUCUCCCAUAAAACUGGGCCAGCCAGAUGCAGAAAUCUGUGCCUGUGUCACAGAAGUACAAAUGUGCAGAAUUAUAAUAUAUAAUUCGGCCAAACAAGGAUCGAUACCAGAUAUUUGGUUUGGCGACGACCCAGUUGGGAACAGCGAGGGCGGAAGCAGUCAAAAAACACCGUUCUUCCUUCACCGUGAUCAGUAGCAACUUGGUAACUACUAAGGAGAGCCAGUGUGGUGUAGUGGUUAAGAGCGGUGGACUUGUAAUCUGGUGAACCGGGUUCGCUUCCCCGCUCCUCCACAUGCAGCUGCUGGGUGACCUUGGGCCAGUCACACUUCUCUGAAGUCUCUCAGCCCCACUCACCUCACAGAGUGUUUGUUGUGGGGGAGGAAGGGAAAGGAGAAUGUUAGCUGCUUUGAGACUCCUUAAAGGUAAAGGGACCCCUGACCAUUAGGUCCAGUCGUGGCCGACUCUGGGGUCGCUUUACUGGCCGAGGGAGCCGGUGUACAGCUUCCGGGUCAUGUGGCCAGCAUGACUAAGCCACUUCUGGUGAACCAGAGCAGCGCACGGAAACGCCUUUUACCUUCCCGUCGGAGCGGUACCUAGGGUAGUGAUAAAGCGGGAUAUCAAAUCCAAACUCCUCCUCUUCCUCCUCCUCUUCUCCUCCUUCUUCUUCUUAAUGUGCUUUGCUUAAUUUCAGAUGUACUAAACGAUGCCAUAUUUGAUGAGGAUCACGACGAAAUGGUGAUCGUGAAGGACAUAGACAUGUUCUCGAUGUGCGAGCACCACCUGGUUCCAUUUGUGGGAAAGGUAAUUUUUGACUUCCAUCACCCUUUCUCACUUUUUUUAAAAAAAACCAACCACGCACACAGAAUGAGCAGGCGUAUGAAUCUGAAUGUUUGGUUCACCAAAGCCUUUAGGGAUUCCAUCAGCAAGUUAUCGCAGAAUCGCAGAAUCAAAGAGCCGAAAGUUACCCGCAGGGGUCAUCUCUUCCAUCUCUCCCCUGUCAUUCAGGGAUCCCAGCUAAAGCAGCCAUGGCAGAUGGAUGAAAAGGAGUGAAAAAAUGGAAAAGUAACACAGGCAACGUCUACGUGUCUGGGUAGACUUGUCUGAACAAAAAUGUUUUAAGCGGGUGCCUUCUUGAUGCAUGUUUGUUGUGGGAUUAGCUGUGUGAAGAUGAUUGUCAUUGUCUCAUUGAUCUUUAAUAAUAAUAAUAAUAAUAAUAAUAAUAAAUUUUCUUUAUACCCCGCCCUCCCCGGCCAAAGCCGGGCUCAGGGCGGCUAACACCAGUAAAAUUACAGUAAAAACAUAAUAGGAAAAAAACCUAAUUUAAAAUACAGGUUAAAAUGCAAUUUAAAAUGCAGCCUCAUUUUAAAAGUAGCCCAUAGAGCAAAUCCAAAAGGGGAGGGAAACAUAAGGAUCAGACUGAGUCCAAACCAAAGGCCAGACGGAACAGCUCUGCCUUGCAGGCCCUGCGGAAAGAUGUCAAGUCCCGCAGGGCCCUAAUCUCUUGUGACAGAGCGUUCCACCAAGUCGGGGCCACUGCUGAAAAGGCCCUGGCCCUAGUUGAGAUCAAUCUAACUUCCUUGAGGCUCAGGACUUCCAAAAUGUUGUCAUUUGUGGACCUUAAGGUCCUCCGCGGGGCAUACCAGGAGAGGCGGUCCCGUAGGUAUGUGGGUCCUAGGCCGCAUAGGGCUUUAAAGGUCAAAACCAGCACCUUAAACCUGACCCUGUACUCCACCGGGAGCCAGUGCAGUUGGUAAAGCACUGGAUGAAUGUGAUCCCACAGCAAGGACCCCGUAAGGAGCCUUGCAGCGGCAUUCUGCACCCACUGGAGUUUCUGGGUCAGCUUCAAGGGCAGCCCCGUGUAGAGCGAAUUACAGUAGUCAAGCCUGGAGGUGACCAUUGCAUGGAUCACUGUGGCCAAAUCAGGGCGAGAAAGGUAAGGGACCAACUGCCUGAUAUGGCGGAGAUGAAAAAUGCCACCUUUGCUGGGGCUGCAACCUGCACCUCCAUGGAAAGGAAGGCAUCAGAGGUUACACCUAAGAAGGCGCUGGCACUAAUUGAGCCCCCGCAUGAUUGAUUUGCUUGUAAAUCCCGCCUUUUCCCUCCCAGGAGCUCAAGGAGACAUACAUGGUUCUCCCUCUCCCCAUUCAAUCCACACAACAACCCUGUGAGGUAGGCUAGGCUGAGAGGAGGCAGUGAUCAGGCCCAAAGUCACACCUAGUGAGCUUCAUGGCUGAGUGGGGGGAUUUGAACCCUGGUCUCUCCCAGGUUCCAGUCUGAAACUCUUAACCCAGCGUUUCCCAAACUUGAGUCUUCUGCUGGUUUGGACUACAACUCCCAUCAUCCCUAGCUAGCGGGACCAGUGGUCAGGGAUGAUGGGGGUCGUAGUUCAAAAAAACCUGGAGAAACAGCUUGGGUAACCCUACUCUAACCACUACAACACAGGGCUGUCUUUCUGGUCCUCAUGGAACACUACUUGGGUAGUGUUUGGUAUUGUGUGAGAAGUAAGUGUUGACCUUAGCCACAUGGGGGCAAGCCAAGGGCUUCAUUGCCUGUUAGUUUUGCCUGCGGCUCUGUUUCACCUGCGGGACACAGGUGGCGCUGUGGGUUAAACCACAGAGCCUAGGGCUUGCCGAUCAGAAGGUCGGCAGUUCGAAUCCCCGCAACAGGGUGAGCUCCCGUUGCUCGGUCCCUGCUCUUGCCAACCUUGCAGUUCGAAAGCAGGUCAAAGUGCAAGUAGAUAAAUAGGUACCUCUCUGGCGGGAAGGUAAACGGCGUUUCCGUGCGCUGCUCUGGUUCGCCAGAAGCGGCUUAGUCAUGCUGGCCACAUGACCCGGAAGCUGUACGCCGGCUCCCUCGGCCAAUAAAGCGAGAUGAGCGCCGCAACCCCAGAGUCGGCCACAACUGGACCUAAUGGUCAAGAGUCAGGAGUCCUGUUUCACCUGCGGCUGAAUUUUCUGCAAAUUUUAAGACAUCGCUGCCGAAUUUGCUGCCCAGAAUUGCCACCCGGAACCGAGCGAAUGCUGGUGCAGAGCUCAGCACUGAUCUAGCCGGCAACUGGCAUCUGGGUCAUAGCUGUCAACGUUUCCCCUUUUUAAAGGAAAAUUUCCUUAUUCCGAACAGGAUUCCUCGCAAGAAAGGGGAAAAGUUGACAGCUAUAGUCUGGGUGGGUGGGGCUCAGUGUUGGCAGACAGCUUUUCCAGUGCUGGAUUCAGAAACCCAGACUCAGGAGCCAAGGAAACCCGAAUUGCGUAAAAGAGGAUAAAUGGCACGAGUUGAAAUUGCGUCUCUUCUGUCAUUUAGUACAAUUUGCUUUGCUUCAAAGCGAGUUUUGCAAGGAAGGGGGAGGUGGUAAGCAGAGGAAGGCUCAAGCUGUUUCCAGGACGCGAAAGCGUAAGUUGCUUGUUGCACAUUCAAGAACCAGGUUUUUAGAAAGUGGGUGAUGUGUGUGUGGAGAGAAAGAGAGAGAGAGUCUCUCUGAUGUCUCCCUGCAAAUCCUCCCGGUGCUGUUUCUGGAGACCUUUCCUUGCCGAAGUCUUUGCCGACUUCCCUCUGGAAAGGUUGCCCCCACUGUCUUUGCACUGGUCUCGCCUCCUUCAUCAUAGCUUCUGACAUUUCAUUUCAAAGCCCUUCGUACCAGCAGCCUUCCUCGAGGGCAGACGUCUGUGCAUUAAACCUGAUUACCCUGGACAUAAGCUCUGAUCUCUUCCAGGUCACACGAACCGUCAGUUAAAAAGGCAGCAUCGCAGGAGCACAGAACCUGCUGUGAGCAAUAAACUUCUGCUUUAUUCCGCCCCCCUCUGUUUUUUAUAUUUUUUUAAAAAGAGAAGCUUUUUCCAAAAGAUUCAAAAGUUCUGGAUGCUGGGAGUUCAGAAUCUAAUCUGUGCUCAGAUUUAUUAUUAUUAUUUGUUAUUAUUAUUAAUACUACUACACAAUCAGGAAAGAGCUGGGGAAGCAAAAGGACUCUUCCCCCAUCACUGUGGGAGGAAAUAAUAAUAAUAAUUUAUUAUUUGUACCCCGCCCAUCUGGCUGGGUUUCCCCAGCCACUCUGGGCGGCUUCCACAGAGACCAAAAAUACACUAAAAUGUCACACAUUAAGAACUUCCCUGAACAGGUAGAGAGGAAGCAGGAUAGUGCCCCAAAUCCCUGGCAAGGCCUUGAGCCUUCUAGCAUGAUUAUGGUUUAAUUACUGUCUACCAGCUUCACCUGGUACGCAGGCUGAGACCCUAUCUGCCCGCGGACUGUCUCGCCAGAGUGGUGCAUGCUCUGGUUAUCUCUCGCUUGGACUACUGCAAUGCGCUCUAUGUGGGGCUACCUUUGAAGGUGACCCGGAAACUGCAACUAAUCCAGAAUGUGGCAGCUAGACUGGUGACUGGGAGCGGCCCCUGAGACCACAUAACACCGGUCCUGAAAGACCUACAUUGGCUCCCAGUACAUUUCCGAGCACAAUUGAAAGUGUUGGUGCUGACCUUGAAAGCCCUAAACGACCUCGGUCCAGUAUACCUGAAGGAGCGUCUCCACCCCCAUUGUUCUGCCCAGACACUGAGGUCCAGCGCCGAGGGCCUUCUGGCGGUUCCCUCACUGUGAGAAGUGAGGUUACAGGGAACCAGGCAGAGGGCCUUCUCGGUGGUGGCGCCCGCCCUGUGGAAUGCCCUCCCAUCAGAUGUCAAGGAAAUAAAAAACUACCUGACUUUUAGAAGGCACCUGAAGGCAGCCCUGCUUAGGGAAGUUUUUAAUGUUUGAUGUUUUAUUGUGCUUUUAAUAUUCUGUUUGGAGCUGCCCAGUGUGGCUCAAAAUAAAUUAUUAUUUUUAUUGUUGUUAUUAUUAUUAUUAUUAUUGCUUACACGACAUGGUCAGGGUGCAUUGUAGCCAAAAAGCGGGGCAGGUCCAUGCCUCAAUGAACUUAACAAUCCAAAAUGAAACACUCUGGGACUGGGACCAAGAGGACCAGAGAUACAAUAACAAUUGGAAUAAAUUUACUGAAUAUAUAAAGGAGAACAACAAAAAUAUUAAGACACUAGCAGGACUAGAAUAACACCUCCAAUGUAAUACAGUAGAGUUAUGACAAUAAUAUACGCAAAAAGUAUGUGAUGUAUAUACCAGCGGUCGGGAGGGAGGGAAGUCAGGACUUGGCAGAGUCAAAGGGAUUAUAAUGUGACAAUAAGGAUUUUUGGAAAAAGAAUUAAUAAUAAUAAUAAUAAUUUAUUAUUUGUACCCUGCCCAUCUGGCUGGGUUUCCCCAGCCACUCUGGGCGGCUUCCACAAAGACCAAAAAUACACUAAUAUGUCAUACAUUAAAAACUUCCCUGAACAGGGCUGCCUUAAGAUGUAUUCUCAAUGUCAGGUAGUUGUUUAUCUCUUUGACAUCUGAUGGGAGGGCGUUCCACAGGGUGGGCGCCACCACCGAGAAGGCCCUCUGCCUGGUUCCCUGUAGCUUUGCUUCUUGCAAUGAGGGAACCGCCAGAAGGCCCUCGGCGCUGGACCUCAGCAUCCGGGCAGAACGAUGGGGGUGGAGACGCUCCUUCAGGUAUACUGGGCAACAAUUACAUGUUGAAAACAAUAAAAAUUUAUUUGCAAAAUGAAACACUCUGGAAACGAGGCAGAGAUAAACAGGGAAUCAACAUGCAAAGUGACUUUUUUUGUUUUUAGAAGAUCACUUUUGUGCACAGGCUUAGUUAUGGUCAGGCAUGAGAAACGAGGGUGGAGGCUGUAUUUGGCCCCAUCUGCAUUCCACAUUAGAAGCAGUUUAGUACCACUUUAAACAAUCGUGGCUUCCCCCAAAGUCUGAAACUCCAGAGAGCUGUUGCCAGUCAGUGCAGACAAUAUUGAGGAAAAUGGGCCAGUGGUCCGACUCUGUCUAAGGCAGCUUCUUGCAUCGCUCAGGCUACAGCCAAGAAGUCCUCAAUGGCAACCACGAUUGUGGAUUUCUUUCUGGGGCUUGGCAGCAGCUGACUUCUGCUCUGGAAAAGAAGAGUUUUUUGGGGGGUAUUUACUUUCUGCUCUCCAGCCAGAAAAGCCCCCAAACUUGGGCUCUGACGCUUGUUUUUGCUCUUUUCCUCCCUCGUUAAAAUGAUGGCACUGCGGCGCCCGUAAGAUUAUUCUCUUCUCCAGAGAAAGUACAUUCUGUGGCUUUCCUAAUUGUUAUUGUUGUUUUUUUUCUUUCUAAGCAGUUCCAGCUAAUUUGGCAGGGGACAAUUUGUCCCUUCUGGCAGCUCCAUGUUCAGUGGGGCUCUUCCUGAUGCUUUGAUCACACAGACACAACCACUGCCUGUGCCCCCCCCCUCUGGGUACCAGUUGCUGGGAGUCAUCACAAGUAGAGGGGACUGUCUUUUGAACUCGGGUCCUGCUUGUGAGCUCUCCGUCGGGGCAUCUGUGAGAACCCUGAAUGAGACGGCCUUUGGGUCUGAUCCAGCAGCCCAACUCUUCUUAGAGUCUUGAAGAAGCCUUGGCCUUUACAUUUGGAAAUAAAAUAACAUUAAUAAUAAUAAUCUAAUUUAAUAGCUCUUCUCUCUCUCCAGGAGACAUAAGGGAAACGAUUUACGUAAUGGCGAAACUUACCAGAAGCAUCAGAAAUCAAGAUAACAAACUUUUUAUAAAAGAAUGGAAAUGGUUUAUUGAAUAUUUACAGAUAAAUUGUGAACAGAUAAAAACAUUAGCAGGAUUAAUGAAAUUACCUGCCGUUUUAUAAGGGCAUAUAUUUACAGUAGAUAUAUAAGUGAGCAAGUUAAAUGAACUUGAGUAUGCAGAAGACAUAAACAAAUUAAUUUAAGGAACCACAGGAAGAGGGGGAAGGAAGUCAAAAUUCGGAAAUGUUUAGUAAAACUAAUGAAAUGUAUAGAGUUGAAAAAUAUAAAUAAAAAAAGAAAGAAAGAAAGAAAGAAAGAAAGAAAGAAAGGAAGGAAGGAAGGAUUUAUGUAGUUCUGUGUAGGUAUGAGAUUUGCAGAGAUUUUUUUAAAAAAAAUCAUUUGCUAUUAAAGUUUUUCUUGCGUAACAUUUACAGAGAAUCUGCACACCUUUGUGAAGAAGGUUCUUGCAGUCCUUUGCGGUAAGCUGUGGCUGUUCAGGAUAAGCACAGAAAGGCACAGAACCUUCUGCCUUAUUCCACCCCCUUUUUUUUUAAAAAAAAAGCUUUUUCCAAAGGAUGCAAAAGUUCUGGAGGCUGGGACUAUCAAUGGCUCUGAGUCCUGAUGGCCAGGAUCUGCCCUCCAGACCUGGAGGCAGUAAUGAUUCUGAAGACCAGUUUCUGCAAAUCGCAGGAGGGGAGAGACGCUCUUGUUUUUGAAUCCUGAUUGCGGCUGUUCCACGGGCAUUUGGUUGGCCACUGUGAGAAUAGGUUGCUGGACCAGGUAGACUGCUGGCCUGAUCCAGCAGUCUUUUAUGUUCUUAUGACCCAUUGAAGUCCUCAGCUUUUAAAAAAUCAGCUGCGUGCACCAGCGUGUCAAAUGGAUUUGUGUCGCCGUUCUUUGACCUCCAAGUACAGUGGACGCUGAGGUUGCGAACGUGAUCCGUGCGGAAAGCAUGUUCUCAACCCGCAGCGGCGCGUCUACGCACGCGCGGGUUGCGCUUCAGCACUUCUGCACAUGCGCAAAGCGCAAUUUAGUGCUUCUGCGCAUGCACGACCGCCGAAACCCAGAAGUACCGUAUUUUUCGCUCUAUAAGAUGCACUUUUCCCCUCCUAAAAAGUAAGGGGAAAUGUGUGUGCGUCUUAUGGAGGGAAUGCAGGCUGCGCAGCUAUCCCAGAAGCCAGAACAGCAAGAGGGAUCGCUGCAGGGAGAGCCUUCAUCCCACUGCCCUGAAGAGGCUUUGCACGGCUAUCCCAGAAGCCAGAACAGCGGCGCAGCGAUCCCUCUUGCUGUUCUGGCUUCUAGGAUUCAGAAUAUUUUUUUUUCUUGUUUUCCUCCUCCAAGAACUAGGUGCGUCUUAAAGUCUGGUGCAUUUUAUAGAGCGAAAAAUACAGUAACCUGUUCUGGUACUUCCGGGUUUCGGCGGUCCACAACCCAAAAAACACACACAACCUAAAGCGUCUGUAACCCAAGGUAUGACUGUAAACUUCUCGGCUUUUUUGGAAGCCCACGUUGAAUUAUUUCUGUUUGCCCCUUCCCUUCUUUACAGGAAGGAGGGACAAACGGGAAGUGAGUUCACUGAGCAUGUUGACUUUUCUGUUCCUUCUCGGCCUCUUAACACAGCUCGCAUGGCCAUUAUUUGCUCUUCCCCGCACAGGCUAAAAAGCGCACUCCUGGGUCAUGUUUGAUCUGGCAUGGAUGCACAUGCACGAACCCCCAGGUCUUGCCCGACAGCCACGCACCUGUGUGAUCUGUUUCAUGACUUUCCCCCAUCCUUCCUCCCUCCCUCUCUUAGGUGCACAUAGGCUACCUCCCUAACAAACAGGUGCUGGGACUCAGCAAGCUGGCAAGGUAAGAACCUCCAGGUAAUUAAAGUAAUGCUGUCUGCUAAAUUGGAUUGCCUUGAGUGGAGUGUGUUUAGCUGCAUAAUCUGACCCUUUUCCAAGUCCCAGGAAGCUGUGCUGUUGUGUGUUAGCCUCCUAGUCUGGGGCAAGACUCACCUGCGAAAAGGAUGCUUGCAGCUGUGAGCCUCUGUGCAGAACACAUCAGUUCAUGACGGACGGAUGCCCUGACAGACUGAUUGUGUUAGUGCUACGCUGAAUUCCUCCCUGUGCAAUUUUGAUAGGUGUGUUGUUGUUGUUUAGUCAUUUAGUCGUGUCCAACUCUUCGUGACCCCAUGGAUCAGAGCACGCCAGGCACUCCUGUCUUCCACUGCCUCCCACAGUUUGGACAGACUCAUGCUGGUAGCUUCGAGAGCACUGUCCCACCAUCUCGUCCUCUGUCGUCCCCUUCUCCUUGGGCCCUCCAUCUUUCCCAACAUCAGGGUCUUUUCCAGGGAGUCUUCUCUUCUCAUGAGGUGGCCAAAGUCUUGGAGCCUCAGCUUCAGGAUCUGUCCUUCCAGUGAGCACUCAGGGCUGAUUUCCUUCAGAAUGGAGAGGUUUGAUCUUCUUGCAGUCCAUGGGACUCUCAAGAGUCUCCUCCAGCACCAGAAUUCAAAAGCAUCCAUUCUUCGGCGAUCAGCCUUCUUUAUAGGCCAGCUUUCACUUCUAUGCAUCACUACUGGGAAAACCAUAGCUUUUACUAUAUGGACCUUUGUUGGCAAGGUGAUGUCUCUACUUUUUAAGAUGCUGUCUAGGUUUGUCAUUGCUUUUUGAUAGGUGUAUGUUGGCCAAUAUUACAGCCUUCUUUUUUUCAAUUUUUAAAAUUAAUUUUCCAAAUUUAAGUCGAACACACAAAAAGAAAAAACAAUACAGUAUUAGAAAUACAAACAUAUAAACACCUUACUGUUAAAGGUCCAAUUUAGUUUACAUUGUUAAAUGACAUCCUCAAAUCCCUCCUGACUGACUUUCAGUAAAUCUCAUUGUAACAGUUUUCCAAUAUCUAUUUUCCAAAAUUUUCUUAUUCUAAUGUCUAUCUUCCUUCCUUUUCAUAAUAUUUUCAGUCCAUAAUGUUAUAAAAUUCGACAUAUUUUAAUCCUCGACCAAUUUGGUAUUUACAAGUGAUUCUACUUAUGUUAUAUUCGAAUAUCUAGCUAAAUAGUCUGUCAGGGAACUGCCAUCAGUGUCCGAGGAAGAGAGCAAGCUCCAAAGGGAUCCCAGAGAGCGUCCCGGGAGUGGGAGAGGCAGCCCGUCUUCUGGGGAAGAGAAUCAACGUAGCUCCAGUGGAGAAGGGGGGCAGAUGGGGGAAUCGGCGAGGCGGUCCCAUGACUCCUUGCCGGGGACCAGCGGGGAGAGGAAGGGUCCUCCGCUGCCUACGCUCUCCUUGCGCAGGAGAGAGUAGGAGGAGACUUGGUGUCAAAGAGCUUCUUUGCUGGAAGAAGUUUAAGAAACGCCCACUGACGGAUUCUGCCAGCGAUUGAGACAGUCACGGGCGAGUGGCUGCCCGGACAGGAAAGGUUCACUCAGGCAACCCAGCCAGGUGUUUGCACUGGCUUACGCACGAGCAACCCCUAGAACCAUUACAUAGUCCUUCAAUUUCUUCCACUCUUCUUGAUGUUCCUCUUCCUUCUGAUUGCGGAUUAUUCCAGUCAGGUCGGCCAGAUGCUCAAAAAAGUCCAACCUCUUCAUCUGCCAUUCUUCCACUGUUGGUAUUUCUUGCGAUUUCCAAUUUUUGGCUAACAAAAUUAUUGCUGUAUUUGUGGCAUACAAAAACGAUCUAACAUCUUUUUUGGGCAAUUCCAGUCCUAUUAUUCCAAGUAGAAAGGCUUCUGGUUUCUUAAUAAAUGUCUAUUUUAACACUUUUUUCAAUUCAUUAUAAAUCUUUUCCCAGAAACCUUUCACCUUGGGACACGUCCACCACAUAUGGUAAAAGUGCCUUCUUUUUCUCUACACUUCCAACAUGAAUUAUCAUUCGUAUGGUAGAUCUUUGCUAGUUUUACUGGGGUUAAGGACCAUCUACUCUUUUCAUAAUAUUCUCUUUUAGUACAGUGCAUGCGAUAAACUUAACCCCUUUCUUCCACAAUCUUUCCCAAUCUUCAAACAUUAUAUUGUGUCCAACAUCUCUUGCCCAAUCUAUCAUCACAGAUUUAACUUGUUCAUCCUUUGUAUGCCACUCCAACAAUAAAUUAUACAUUUUAGAUAGGUUUUUGACAUUAGGAUCUAACAACUCCGUUUCCAAUUUGGUUUUUCCAAUGCAAAACCAUUUUUCUUGUCAAGCUUAUACAAUUCAUUGAUCUGAACAUUACAGCCUUUUUUGCCACUUGGUUAAAAGCUCGUCUGCCCAGGCACUGUGUUUUAGUUGAAACAGCUUUCAAGGCUCCUUAGUUUAAUGUCCUUUCUUUGCCUUCCAUCUUUUUGCUGUUGGUCAUUACAUAUCCAUAAGCUGUGCGGAUAGUUUCAUUUUUGUGAAUUGUCCUGGGAUUUUCUGAUACAAAUUCAAUUAUAAAAAAAUGAUUUAAAAUAGCAAACUGCAUGCUAACUUCUUUAAACAGUAAGCCCUCUGAUCACAAUUUGGACUGAUACGGGACUCAGCUACAUUAGUAAAAAGAAACAACCGACAUUUCAAAUUUGUUAUAAACAUGCAACACCAGAUGGCGCCAGAGAGCAAAACAAAUUUGGUGUGAUUUUUACAUAGCGUUUUUUUUCUUUUGAUAUAACGAUUAAAUUUCUGACUUGUUUAUAGUGUUUCCCCCCUUGUCUGUAGAUCCACUCGUGGGCUGCACUGCUUAUGUUGAUUCUCCUGCUUUAAUCAGCAUCUUGAUUAAAUCUGACCUUCCACAUUUCUUUACAGCAACUGUUUGCUGGUUUGAUUUGAUUUCUAUACCACCCAAUAUAUUAGAAAUGUCUCUAAGCAGUGUACAAAAAAACCGAAGCAGCAACAAGGAACUCAAUUUUUUUUUGCUUACAAAAAUACAGAUGUAAAUAUAAAACUGUAACAUUAAUACAAAGUUACUAAUAUGUGUAAAUCAAUAUCAAUUCCUUUUCCUUCUAACCCAUCCUCUGGGUUCCCACUAAGGGUCCAAACAGCCUCUCAGCUCACCCACAAAAAUCUCACCAUGACAAAAGUUCCUGGAAACAGUGGACAUCACCCCAGAUUUGCUUUUUAUGGGCAGGCCAUAAAAGGUAGAUGGUUCUUACUGCCCAUAGCUGCCAUUCAGCGCAAUCCCACACCCAGUUCCAGGUGGGAGAGGGGCUGUUGUGCUGUUGGCCUGGUUGGGGGUUCCCCAGAGGCGAAUACUGGUGGUGCUGUGGUCUAAACCACUGAGCCUCUUGGGCUUGCCAAUCAGAGGGUUGGCAGUCCGACUCUCCACCACGGGGUGAGCUCCCUUUUCGCUGUCCCAGCUCCUGCCAACCUAGCAGUUCGAAAGCAUCCCAGCGCAAGUAGAUAAAUAGGUACCGCUCCGGCGGGAAGGUAAACAGCAUUUCCAUGCGCUCUGGUUUCCGUCCCGGUGUCCCAUUGUGCGUUUCCGUGCACUCUGGUUUCCGUCCCGGUGUUCUGUUACGCCAGAAACGGUUCAGUCCUGCCGGCCACAUGAUCCGUAAAGCUGUCUGCGGACAAACUCUGACUCCCUUGGCCUGAAAGCGAGAUGAGCGCCGCAACCCCAGAGUCGCCUUUGAUUGGACAUAACAGUCCAGGGGUCCUUUAUUUUUAUCUUUACGCCCGAUAUACCUGAUUGGCCAUGUUGGAGCAUCACAAGAGACCUGCUGGAUCAAGCCCAUCUAGUCCAGCAUCCUGCUCUCACAAGAGCUAGCCAAAUGCCUGUGGGGAAACCCAGAAGCAGGAUCUGACCACAAGAGCCUCCUCUCCUCCUGUGGUUUCAAGCAACUGGUGUUCAGAAGCACUGCUGCCUCUGGCCAUGGAGGGAGAGCAGAGACCUUGAUAGCUCCAUGAAACAGGAUGCAGUGCUGCUCUUUGGUUCCUCAAACCUUGUGGCAGCCUCUCGCCUCUUGUGGUGUAGUGGUUAAGAGCGGUGGACUUGUAAUCUGGUGAACCGGGUUCGCUUCCCCGCUCCUCCACCUGCAGCUGCUGGGUGACCUUGGGCUAGUCACACUUCUCUGAAGUCUCUCAGCCUCACUCACCUCACAGAGUGUUUGUUGUGGGGGAGGAAGGGAAAGGAGAAUGUUAGCUGCUUUGAGACUUCUCAGGGUAGUGAUACUCCUUCAUGGAUCACUGCCUUGCCAUGGCGAAGGAGCUUGAAUAACUCAGAGAAGCUAUGAGCUAUCAUCACUUCCUGGCAAAGAGAAGGGGAAGAAAUGGAGGCAGUGAGAGUUUUUACUUUCUUGGGUUCCAUGAUCACUGCAGAUGGUGACAGCAGCCACGAAAUUAAAAGACGCCUGCUCCUUGGGAGAAAAGCAAUGGCAAACCUAGACAGCAUCUUAAAAAGCAGAGACAUCACUUUGCCAACAAAGGUCCGUAUAGUUAAAGCCAUGGUUUUCCCAGUAGUGAUGUAUGGAAGUGAGAGCUGGACCAUAAAGAAGGCUGAUCGCCAAAGAAUGGAUGCUUUUGAAUUAUGGUGCUGGAGGAGACUCUGGAGAGUCCCAUGGACUGCAAGAAGAUCCAACCUCUCCAUUCUGGAGGAAAUCAGCCCUGAGCGCUCACUGGAAGGACAGAUUGUGAAGCUGAGGCUCCAAGACUUUGGCCACCUCAUGAGAAAAGAAGACUCCCUGGAAAAGACCCUGAUGUUGGGAAAGAUGGAGGGCACAAGGAGCAGGAGGUGACAGAGGACGAGAUGGUUGGACAGUGUUCUGGAAGCUACCAACAUGAGUUUGACCAAACUGUGGGAGGCAGUGGAAGACAGGAAUGCCUGGCGUGCUCUGGUCCAUGGGGUCACAAAGAGUUGGACACGACUAAACAACAACAACAAGGAUAGUCAUAAAGUGGGAUAUCAGAUCCAAACUCCUCCUCCUCCUCUUCUUCUUCCUAGCCUCAAUUUCUUUAUUUUCUUAGUUUGCUACUGACAUCAGUGGGGACUUUCUGGCCUUGUGGCAUUUGGUGAUUCACUUCUCUCUCGGCUUUUGGCUUUCCGGGUGCGGGAACUCUGGAGGGCAGCCUGCAUAAUUGCUGGCUUUUGUCCGUCUCCGGGUGAGCAAAUGCUGAAAUUACCCUCCAGCGUCUCGCCUGCCUUGCGGCGCUUGUCUUCAUCCUCAAGUGUAGGGAGGGAUUCGCUUCAGAUGCAUUUAUCGGCUCCCUGCUCCAGGCCGAUCGAUGGCUUUGCAUCACUCCACAAUUAUCCCCAAAUUGCACAAGCACAGAAAGGACUUUUGGGCAAGAACGGUCUCUCGCGUCUGAUGCUAAUAACGGCACUGAAAACAUGUCAUUUCCUGCACGUCUCCCAGCAGUCAAUAAAUCACUAAACAAUGUUCACCAGCUUGAUUCCUGGCCGGUGCCAGUGAUGUCGUGACAUGACUGAGCUUCAGGGCUAGAGUUUAAAUCUCGCUCUGGCCAUUUAUUCACUGGGUGGCCUUCGGGAAACAGCUGUGCUGUUUGCCAAAUCUGUAAUAUGUGGAAGGAAACAACCCAUACACACAACAGCCCUGUGAGGUAUGUCAAAGCAGUGGCUUUCAAAGCGUGUGGCAUGCCACACUGGUAUGGCAGGAGAUAAUGGUGGGAUGGUUCAAGCACAAUCAAAUACAGAUUUAAACAUUUCAGUGUGGUAUCAGUUUUAUUAUUAUUUGCAGACUAUGGAUAAAUAUCUUUUCAAAACAAAAGCAAGAGCCAUAACUAGUUGCAUUUUCCAAUAUAUUUCUAUUUUAAAAUUGGUGUAGUGCAAACAAAUUUUUAUUCCCAAAGGGUGGCCCAGAAAAAAAAAAGGUUUGGGAAACACUGGCUCAGAGAAACUGGCCUGAAUACUCUCAAUGCUUUGUGGCUUGGCAUGGACUUGAACCCAGGUGUCCCCAUUUUAUUUUAUUAGGAUUUUUAAUUUUUUAAAAGUAAAUUUAUUAUACAUAAAUUUAAACAGUACAAUACAAUACUGUACAUACAGUACAUAUCAUAUCAUACGUACAUACCUGCAAACAUACAUUACUUAUAUACAAGCCCAACCCAGACACACCAUCUGUGUUUGACUUCCCACUCUUCUCAUUGUGCUAUUUUACAAUCUAUUAAUCUGUACGCAUUUCAUUUUUAUUAUUCUGUUUUCUAGACGAGUUUUGCUAUACAUUUCCUCUAUUUUCUAGAUUCAUUCUAUGUCUGUCAGGAGAUCCACCUUAUCCAUAUAAUUUUUAAGAUAUUCUUCGAAAACCAUCCAUUCCUUAUUAACUUUUUGUAUAGUGUUUCCUCUUACUCUCCCUGUUAACUUUGCAAUACAGUCGACUUACAUAUCCCUCUGGAUACAGAAUCUUCGGGAUACUUCUGGGUUUCGCCGUGUGUGCAUGCGCAGAAGCGCUCAGUCGCGCUGUGCGUGUGUGCAAAAGCGUGCCUCUAUUUACGUUAUUUUCGGAGUGCGAACGGACCCCCGGAAUGAAUUAAGUUUGUAUCCAGAGGGUCCACUGUAUGUAAAUAUUUAAUCAUUUUCUCUAACCAGUCUGUGAGCUGGUUAUUUUAACCCGGACACCCUCUCCAUCCACUAUGCUGGCACAGAGGACUUAGGAGACUUGUGGGUGCUGCCUACACUGACUGGCAGCUGCUCCCUAGAGAUUCAGAGAUUUUCCCAUCCCUGUCGGAGGCCUGCCAGCCCCUGGUGCGCACAGAAGCAUCACAUACAGACCAGGCCUCUGGAUCUCGCUUGCUGGGAACUGGAGCAGAGAGAGGGGUUUACUGCCUUCCGGUGGGCUCCUGCUGGAGAGGCGUUGAUGGGCGCAGUAUGCCUCCUGAUCUGAUCCAGUACGCCUCUUAUUCUGCUUUUCUGCUCAUUCACGCAGAGCACUGAUAUUAACUAUACUUCAGUGGGCACGUGAAUGGCAGAUGCCAGGCUCUGCGAUAUGGCUGGACGUUUGUGCCGACAGCUGCCCUUUGGGGCUUUUCCUUGGAAACUGAACUGCAUUAAUUUGCGGAUGUACUGCUUUGGGUCGAAAGGCCUCGUGCACCACAGCCCCACUCACCCACACACCCACCGCCGUUCCCUUCGUACACAUGCAACACACAACUCAGUCUCGCUAUUGAGAGCUGCUUCUUUCCUUUUGCUCUGCCGGCAACUCCGUCUGAUUCCUGGCCUAGUGUCAUUAAAAAAACAAAAACAAAAAACUGAGCAAUCUUGGGAGAAAAGCAAUGACAAACCUAGACAGCAUCUUAAAAAGCAGAGACAUCACCUUGCCGACAAAGGUCCGUAUAGUCAAAGCUAUGGUUUUCCCAGUAGUGAUGUAUGGAAGUGAGAGCUGGACCAUAAAGAAGGCUGAUCGCCGGAGAAUGGAUGCUUUUGAAUUCUGGUGCUGGAGGAGACUCUGGAGAGUCCCAUGGACUGCAAGAAGAUCAAACCUCUCCAUUCUGAAGGAAAUCAGCCCUGAGUGCUCACUGGAAGGACAGAUCCUGAAGCUGAGACUCCAAUACUUUGGCCACCUCAUGAGAAAAUAAGAAAACCCGGAAAAGACCCUGAUGUUGGGAAAGAUGGAGGGCCCAAGGAGAAGGGGACGACGGAGGACGAGAUGGUGGGACAGUGUUCUCGAAGCUACCAGCAUGAGUUUGACCAAACUGCGGGAAGCAGUGGAAGACAGGAGUGCCUGGCGUGCUCUGGUCCAGGGGGUCAUGAAAAGUUGGACAUUACUAAACAACAACAACAAAGUCUGCAACAACCUGCUGCCCUGCGCUACAGUUUAAAACACUUAAUUGAUGCAACAAAAAACAGCAUAAAAUACAGUAUAAAACGUGAAUAACAAUAAAUUCAGAAUUAAAAAAUCAAUUUAGGGGGGAAAUCCAUCCAAUAAACAUUAGAUGAUCACCAGGGCUAGCUGGCUAAAUUAGUCCUAUUUGGGCCAGUGAGGAGACCAGGGGAGAAUUAGCUGUGGGAUCCCAGAGCAGGUAAUCUUCAUAAAAAGGGGAGGGGAAGGGAAGGAAGGGGAAUAAAAGAUCAGGCUAAGUUCAAAUUGAAAGCCAGGCGGAAUAGCUCUGUCUUACAGGCCCUGCGGAAGGAAGUUAAAUCCCGCAGGGCCCUGGUCUCAUGGGACAGAGCAUUCCACCAGGUUGGAGCCAUCACUGAGAAGGCCCUGGCCCUGGUGGAGGAUAAUCUGACUUCCUUAGGGCCCUGGACCUCUAAACUAUGAUUAUUCAUGGACCUUAAGCCCUCUGCUUAAGGUUUGGCAGCGUUUGUAGAAUUGUAGAGUUGGAGAGGGAUCCGAUGGUCAUCUAGUCCAACCCCUUGCAACGCAGGAAUCUCAGCUAAAGCAUCCAUGGCAGAUGGCCUUUCCUCUAGCCUCACAGAAACAGGAUCACAGGUGUGAACCUGGCUUUCACCCAGAACGACCUCCCCCAAACCUGUAACAAUACCGUGAAGCCGGUAUUCUUGCAGUCAGUAGCUAUGGAGGUUUCCAAGACUGCAGCCUCCAUUGACCUUGGAGCUUUGGGGGCUGAUUUGGGGGACACGGCAAAUUUGAGAAGUCCGUGCUUUCGUUUUGCUACCUCAUUGAUUAGCCAAAGCUGGCUUUCGCUUCACCCACCUUGCUGGCAAGGAAGCCCAGAUAACUUUGCACAAAAACCCCACACCUUCUCUUUGUCCUAUUUUAUUUAAAGCCACUUGUGGCUCCAAAUCAGGUUUGUCAACAGGAGAAGAAUAAUCUCUCCUAAUAGGAUUUCUCGGACUAAUGUGUCGGGUUAGUAUACUUAGGGGCGUGAUCCUGGAACAGUAAAUAAAUACUUCUUUUUUUUACUUUGUAUUUUCGUGCGGAUUAAAUUUUGGAGAUAUAAUUGGAUCAAUGCACAGUUUCCUAAAUGCUUUGCCUGGCAUUCUCAUGGAAGGGCCUGGGACAGAUUUUUCUGUGAUCUCUCUCUCUCUCUGUGUGCUGUUUCUCACCACUGAGCAAGGACCCUGGUUGCACCCAGGUGGUACAAGAAGGAUUCGGCCUGGAGCUGAAAGCAGCACCUUCUGCUCCCCCCCUCCAAAACUGAUUGGUCAGGCGGGACCCCCGUCUAAAUACGCUGUUUUAAGAACUGGAAGCUAAAAGGUGUCUCCAGAGACACGUACGUCUGGAUUGACAAGCAGGCUAGAAGAGAUUGCUCCAGUAACUUUUUGACCUUGCCAGUUGGUAUGUUCUGCACCUGCCCAUCUACGAGCUCCAGACACUUUGCAAAUCCUGCCAAAGAACUCCUAACUUCUGGCUCUGCCUAAACUCAAAUCCCCCCGGUUUACUAUCCCUAGUACUUCAAGACUCCCAUAAAAUUACCUGGCUUAAGUCUAAACUACAAGAAAGAAGAUUCCACCUAAACAUUAGGAAGAACUUCCUGACAGUAAGAGCUGUUCGACAGUGGAAUUUGCUGCCAAGGAGUGUGGUGGAGUCUUCUUCUUCGGAGGUCUUUAAGCAGAGGCUUGACAACCAUAUGUCAGGAGUGCUCUGAUGGUGUUUCCUGCUUGGCAGGGGGUUGGACUCGAUGGCCCUUGUGGUCUCUUCCAACUCUAUGAUUCUAUCAAAAACUUCACUCUUGUGGCCUUAUCCCCACAACACCUACUCACUAUGGACCCUACUAAACCAAACAGGCUAAUUGGUCUACGUCUAAAAAAUAUCGAGCAUCAGAACAACCUGGCCACUAUGAGGAAAUUCUGCCCUUGGUAUGUUCAGUAUCCACCUCUCCAUUUUGAUUCUCUGGCCCCAUAUCUGCACAAACUUAUUAUCCCAAAAUACAGACGUGCUUUUGCACUUGCAAGAUUGGAUGUUUUGCCAUCUGUGGUAUUGAGGGUCAAUUCCAAAAGAUCCCGCCUGAGAAACGUCUUUGCCCCUGUGGAGAUGGUAGCACUGAAACAGCGGCACACGUCCUCCUGUCUUGUACUCUCUACAAAGACCUGAGGAAUGAGAUCAUCACCCCACUUGUACUAACCAUCCCAGGGCGCACAACCGCUGCCACAAUGUCCUUUCUCCUAUCAGAUCAAAAUGAGCAGAAAACAGCAAAGGUGGCUAGGUUCAUAGCAGGGGCAAUCAGAAUAAGGGCCACUAACUGACGGCUGAUUCAGGACUUUAAAUUGUGCUCUUAUAUCAAAUUUCCUUUUCUGCAUAUAAUGUUUUACUGUUGCUAUGGCCAUUGGCUAAGGCGAAUAAAGUUUUUGCAAAUCCCUUUGCGUGAUCUAGGUUGGUGGGUCUGUCUCUACCCAGCCCAAGCUAAGAAUGUUUGAAGUCCUGCCCAUUUUCAUGGGAGUGACGAAAGUGUGCCCAUAAUUCUCCUAUUAAAAUUAGGGUCCCUUGAAAGAGAUUAGCAUGGGAGGGUGUGUCCCGAUUCCGGGAAUUUACCUGGUCUGGUCUAACUUGAUUUCUUGGGAUGGUUUACAGGUAGGACCAUAACAGGAAAUUUGUGUGGUUUAUGAUGGGGGGGGAUACCAAAAAAAUGGGGAUAAAGUGUGUUUUGGGGAGGGAAUCCCGUUUGUUUUUAUUGCUUAUCAAUUAAUUUACAUUCCGUCAAUGCCCAAAGCUUGCUUUUUUGUAUUCAUAAGUUUGACCUCUGCUUUCAAAUCUACAAUUUGAAAGUGCCGUUGUAACAGAACGCUGCCUUUUCUUUUUCUCCCUUUUUAAAUAAAGGAUUGUUGAAAUCUACAGCAGAAGAUUACAAGGUGAGUAAUCCUUUGUGCUCUACCUAAUGAUAUCUCUCUCUAUAAUAAAAAUGGAACAGUGUCAUCGCACAGCCCUGCCGUUGGAGGAUUGGUAAUGCCUCAUCACUACCCUGAUAUUGCAUGAAGUCAGGAUUAGGGUAAGGGAGCAAACCAGUGCCGGAUUUACGUAUAAGAUAAACAAUCUAUAGCUUGGGGCCCCACUCUCUUGGGCCCCCCCAAAAAAAUUUAAAGGAAAAAACCUGGAUGUACAUUUCCAAAAUAUAGGAUUAAAAACAAAUAAAAUGAAACCUACAUACAGCAACAGUGUUUUGUGUUGUGUAGGCUCCUGUGAUGUAAGUCAUGGGCCCCGCCUGCUAGCCUGCUCCCUCAAAUAUCACUGGUUUGCUCCUUUCUAUAUAUAGGGUGCCUACAUUCUGCAUGGACUGGUUGCAGGGCAACAUGCGGCUGCAGACUGCAGUGCAGCACAGUUGAAUACACGUCAAGCUGUUGCACCUGCUAUCUAAUAUUAAAGAGUGCUUGCAGACUGAUGAUCAGGCAGCCUAGAUUAAGGGUAUGAGUCUUAUGCCUACUGGUUGAUUUCAUGUAAUACAUAAUUUAUUUUGAUCCCAUUAUAAAAUUACUAUUAAUAUACUUCUUCUUAAUUGUAUUUCAGUUCAACAAUUACUUUGAUAAAAUACAUAAUUUUCUUACGUGCCAAUGGCUUGAGAUACCUGUCAGGUUCAUAAAUUACCAUAUAGCAUAUAUUCAACACAAAAAACAGCAGCAAUUUGUUGUUGACAAAGGACAGCUGGACAUAUCAAGGGCCCCAUGACCUUCAGUAGCUUAAGGUCUCAUCAAACCUAUAUCCAUCAGAUAAGUGCUGGAGAUGUAAUGAGGUUGAGGGUAUGUUUUAUCAUACGUGGUGGACUUGUAAAAGGGUAUUGGGAAAUGAUAUAUAAAGGGGGAAAACGUUUAAAAGUACCUUUCCAAAAAAAACUAGAGUCCUUUUCGUUGGGGAUAAUUCAGAGGGGGAUUCCCAGGUGUCAAAAAAGACUAUUUAUGUACACUACUACCGCAGCCCGUGUUUUGUUAGUCCCCAAAUGGAAAACGAGCGAGGUCCCAACCAAAGAAGAAUUGCAACUUAAUCUGAUGGAAUAGGCGCAGCUUGCAGAUUUUAACAUAUAGAAUAAGAGAAGAAAAAGAAUGGACGUUUAAAGAAGACUUGGAAAAUGUUUACUGAAAAUUGUCUUCAUUGAAAAACACUGGUAGCAUUGAGAUAAAUUCAACACUGAAAGUAAGUUCUGGUGGUUGUAGCAAUGGAUCACUGAAUGGUUUAGUUCAUGUAAAAGAUGCAGGGGUGUAUGGUAUGCAAAAUGAACCACGGAAAGAGGUUCAAGAAGGGAAGUCAUUGAUUGGCGCUGUGGGUUAAACCACAGAGCCUAGGAUUUGCCGAUCAGAAGGUGGGCGGUUCGAAUCCCCGCGACGGGGUGAGCUCCCGUUGCUCGGUCCCUGCUCCUGCCAACCUAGCAGUUCGAAAGCACGUCACAGUGCAAGUAGAUAAAUAGGCACCGCUCCAGCAGGAAGGUAAACAGCAUUUCCGUGCGCUGCUCUGGUUCGCCAGAAGCGGCUUAGUCAUGCUGGCCACAUGAUCCGGAACCUUGGCCAAUAAAGCGAGAUAAGCACCGCAACCCCAGAGUCGGUCACGACUGGACCUAAUGGUCAGGGGUCCCUUUACCUUUAAAUGAAUAUUCUGAAAUGUAAUCUCUGCCCCCAGUGCUUUGAAGCAUUGCUGCCCCUCCCAAAUAACCCUUUCUUGACUUGCAGAGACGUCCCGUAAGAGUUACAGAUCUCUUUCCCCCGCCCUGUUUUCUUUCCUUGCUGCAGUUCAGGAGCGCCUUACGAAACAGAUUGCCAUCGCCAUCACGGAAGCCUUGCAGCCUGCGGGUGUCGGAGUGGUGGUUGAAGCGACGUAAGCAUGCGCAGAGCUCUGCUGAGUUACCCUAGUGGGGAGAGGGCUGCCUCUCUCUCCUGGAUGGCUAGGGGUUAAAUGUUGUGGGUGGGAGGGGCAUUGCUCAGUGGUUUAGCAUCUGAUUUGCAUGCAGAAGGUUAUGAGUUCAAUCCCAAAAACAUCCCCCGAGAGACUCCUGACUGAAACACUCACCCCCUCCGAGAGCUGCUGUCAGUCAGCGCAGACAGUACUGAGGUAGAAGGACCAGUGGUCCGACUCAGAAUAAGGCAGAUUUUUGUGUUUCUAAGGAAGUCAGAUAAUCCUCCACCAGAGCCAGGGCCUUCUCAGUGAUGGCUCCGACCUGGUGGAAUGCUCUGUCCCAGGAGACCAGGGCCCUGCAGGAUUUAACUUCCUUCUGCAGGGCCUGUAAGACAGAGCUAUUCCGCCUGGCUUUCAGUUUGAACUUAGCCUAAUCUUUUAUUCCCCUUCCUUCCCUCCCCCUCCCCUUUUCAUGAAGAUUACCUGCUCUGGGAUUCCACAGCUAAUUCUCCCCUGGUCUCCUCGUUGGCUCAAAUAGGACUAAUUUAGCCAGCUAGCCCUAGUGAUCAUCUAAUGUUUAUUGGAUGGAUUUCCCCCCUAAAUUGAUUUUUUAAUUCUGAAUUUAUUGUUAAUCACGUUUUAUACUGUAUCUUAUGCUGUUUUUAGUUGUUGCAUCAAUUAAGUGUUUUAAAUUUGUUGCUAGCCGUCCUGAGCCCGGUUUUCUGAACCGGGAAGGGCGGGGUAUAAAUAAAAAUGUAUUGUUAUUAUUUAUUAUGACAGACUUUUUUAAAAAUGAGAAAAUAUUGUCCUCACUCAAUGUCCACCAGCCUUGUUGGCUUUAAAAGAGGGUAAGGCCCAGAGGUAGAAUUAUUAUCAAUUUACGAUGGGGUGGAAGGUUCGCAGGCUAGGAAGGGCUUGGUCACAAAUUUAUUGACAGCUGCACAAAUUAGGAUAGCUAGGAAGUGAAAGGGGCAAGCAGAAUAUAAAAUGGAAAAAUGGUAUAAAGAGGUGUGGGAUAUAGCUAUUAACGAUAAAUCAACGUGUGCCAUUAAGGUAAGAGGGGGAAUAUGCAGGGGACAUGAUUUUGAGGCGAUAUGGAAGGUGUUUGUAGAAUUUGUACAGUCAUACCUCUUGUUACGUUCGGUUCAGGUUAUGUCUUUUCAGACAUAACCGGAAGUACCGGAAAGGGUUACUUCCGGGUUUCGCUACUCGCGCAUGCGCAGUCGCUCAAAAUGACGUCACACACAUGCACAGAAGCAGCGAAUCGCGACCCGCGCACUCGCAGAUGCGCAGACGUGGGUUGCGUUCUGCUCAUGUUGUGAAUGAGGCUCUGGAACAAAUCCCGUUCGCAACCAGGUACCACUGUACUGUUAAAAUGGAAAGGGGUCAAACUAUUGCAAGAGAUAUUGAUAUUUUGGGAGUUUGGAUAGUUACAAUGGAAUGGUCUCGGAGAUGGGGUGCACAUUUUUAUUCUUAUUUAUGCAUGAUUAUUACUUUGUUAGGGACGCGGGUGGCACUGUGGGUUAAACCACAGGGCCUAGAACUUCUGAUCGGCGGUUCGAAUCCCUGCGACAGGGUGAGCUCCCGUUGCUCGGUCCCUGCUCCUGCCAACCUAGCAGUUCAAAAGCACCUCAAAGUGCAGGUAGAUAAAUAGGUACCGCUCCAGCGGGAAGGUAAACGGCGUUUCCGUGUGCUGCUCUGGUUCGCCAGAAGUGGCUUAGUCCUGCUGGCCACAUGACCUGGAAGCUGUACGCCGGCUCCCUCAGCCAAUAAAGCGAGAUGAGCACCGCAACCCCAGAGUCGGUCACGACUGGACCUAAUGGUCAGGGGUCCCUUUACCUUUACCUUUAUUACUUUGUUAAAAAAAGAAAAGAAAAAGAAAAAAGGAGGCAAGGGAAGCUGCAGAAAGAAUGCAGUCGGUCAAGGGAGCUGCGGACUCAAAAAGGUGGAAAAACUAUAUGAUGGCUUUCAAGGAGGAGUAGCAACUGUUAUGGAGGAGAGGCCUAUCAAUGGCUACUUGGCACAAUAUCUAAGCUUUGCCUUCACAGUUGGAGACAACAAUGCUUGUAUAUACCAGUGGCUGGAAACCACACAAGGGGAGAGUUGCUCUCCUGCUCAGAUCCUGCACAGGGGUCAGGGCUGUCUUAAGCAUAUGCGGGGCGGGGGUGCAAAGAUCCCCCCGGUGUGCCGGCGCCGCCCAGGUUGCCCAGUCCCAGGCGCGCAGGAGGGCAGAGCUGGCCAGACGCCUCAGUGUCUCGCUGGCUCGGUCGCCCCCGAACUCAUGGCGCAGAGCCGCCCGCAGCAGAAGGGCCCACCGUGGCGCUCUGACCAAUGGGCGGGCUCUUCCCCGGACUCAAAUCUCAGGCCCCAGACUCUUGGCCUGGUGCCCCUGAGAGCCCAGCGCCCGGGUGCCCUGCACCCCUAUGACCUAUGGGUAAGACGGCCCUGACAGGGGUUUCCCCACAGGCAGAUAUCUGGUUGGCCGCUGUGAGAACAGGCCUGAUCCUGCAAGCUCUUUUCAUGCUCUUAGCUCUGAAACAUUUAAUUAGGUUUUUUUUUGCUGGGGAUGUAACUGUCUCCAAGGUCUUCCAGCGAGCUUCAUGGCCGUGCGAGGAUUUGAACCCUGCUCCCCCAGGUCCUAGUCUGGCACUCUUAACCAUUUCGCCACGCUUGCCUGAUGGCAUCUCCUUCUUCUUCCUUUUCCCCGCAGGCACAUGUGCAUGGUGAUGCGAGGGGUUCAGAAAAUGAACAGCAAGACUGUGACCAGCACAAUGCUCGGAGUAUUCCGGGAAGACCCAAAGACCCGGGAAGAGUUUUUGACGCUCAUCCGCAGCUAAAACUGUGCCAUCUUCCUCCGGACUGUCUUGUCUGCUGUUGGUUAUUUUGCUGCUUUCUUCCCUCCUCUCUCUCUCUUUCCGUAAAGUAACUGUCCAUUUAAAUUCCCUUGUUUUCACUUUUUAUCGGUUCUGUAAAAUGUUCUUUACGGCAAGUCCAUUGUGACCCUUCAUUCGCUCAAGGCAAGCUGACCCCCUAUUUGGGAGGUUCCAAAUACCGUAUUUUUCGCUCUAUAAGACGCACCAGAACACAAGACGCACCUAGUUUUUGGAGGAGGAAAACAAGAAAAAAAAUAUUCUGAAUCCCAGAAGCCAGAACAGCAAGAGGGAUUGCUGCGCAGUGAAAGCAGCAAUCUCUCUUGCUGUUGUGGCUUCUGGGAUAGCUGCGUGUAGGAGUGCAAAUGGCCAGAGAUGCAGAGGUGUAGAUUGAUCAAGAAUCAUAUCAAAAUAGUUUAAACCCAGUCAACGCAAUGCUUUCAUUGCUGACACAGAUGGCUUACUCUAUAUCUGUUAUAAUUCCUCAUAGCAAUCCCACCUGAUCACUACAUCUCUGGCCGUUUGCACUCCUACACUGCGCAGCCUACACUCACUCCAUAAGACGCACACACAUUUCCCCUUACUUUUUAGGGAGGGAAAAAGUGAGUCUUAUAGAGCAAAAAAUACGGUAACUGUCCAUUUCAAUUCCCUUGUUUUCACUUAUUAUUGGUUCUCUAAAAGGUUCUUUAUGGCAAGUCCAUUGUGACCCUUCAUUCGCUCAAGGCAAGCUGACCUCCAUCUGGGAGGUUUCAAAUAGUCUUGAAAAAUGUUUUUUUCGGCCGAUGUCCUCUCACAACGCUGUCCAUUGAUUUUGGUGGAUGGUUUGAGUGGGAUUUUACAAAAUUUAUUCUGCUUCUUAAGAUCGUUUAAAGCGCAAGGACGUGCUCCUUCAGAAGGAGGGAAAGCGAAACCCCUUCUUUCCAAAUAACUCACAAAAUGCAUCCUUCCUUCAAGGGGUGGAGCAAAGGCAGGCAACCCAGGGGCCACAAUCCUUCACAGGCCAACCGCCCAAGGGGCCGCACGCCAGCUGUGAUCCCUGCAUUGCCGGGGGUUGGACUAGAUGACCCCUGGGGUCCCUUGCAAUAAUUCUGCGAUCCUAUGAAGGCCUUCUCCCCAGACUGAGAACUCCUCCCUGGUUUCCAACACAUGGCCAGCCACGGUCCUUUCAUGGGAACAUUUUUCCGUGCAAAGAGUCCCGUCCCCUUCCUCUUAGGUAACCAAAAUGCCACCAUCGUCAGAAGUGGCUUGCUGCAGUCUACACGGAAAAUUUAUGGAAGGGAUGUUUUGUAAACCCUCUUUUAAUUAAGGAAAGAUGGUGCAGUAACUGGAAGCAAGUGUUGAGCAGACUCUAAGCCUCCCCCUCCCUAAGCCUGUCUGAUCCACUUACUCAAAUCAUUUGCCAGAGCUUGGAUCGGUAAGUCAGUAAACCGGGGACCCCUGGGCCUCUAGAAGUCAUUGGGCUCCAACUCCCACCCAUCCCAGCCAGCUUGGCCAAUGGUCCCAGGGAUGAAAGCUGUCAGGAAAGGGCAAUAACCAAGAGCAACUCCCAUCCAAGGAAAGGUUGCAGCAUUUGCGUGUCGAGGUCCCCAAACCACCCCCUCAAAUAACUCACAACUCACACGUAAUUUUUGUUUGGGUUUUUGGCCACAACUUUAUUAAAAUACAAAUUUUAUGAGUGGUUGCUUGGGCAUUGGUUAAGACUAUCUGUCCCCCCCGCCUGGGGGCAGAACUGACAUCCGAACUCCAUCGGAUGCCAGUGAAGGGAAAACAAUAUUGGGGAGCAAUGGAGCUGAGUCACAGGCCCUCAGCGCUCACCCACAUGCUUCCCAGGGCUUGCCGGCCCUGGUCCCAUUUCAGGGAUUCAGACGAAAUCGUGGCAAGCCCCUGGAUUCCUUUAACAGAAUUCCCUUUCAGCAGCAGCAUUGGAGGGGCAGGCCCAGCCAAUCCUUACCCCUCCUCCAACCAAUUGAUAACCAAUGCCAACCUUACAAGUUGUGAUGAUUUGCCAUGCAGUAGGCAAAAACCAAAUGGCACCAGCCAGUCAGCCAGAUGGACAAAAUUCCUACAAGGCUCCUUCCCCAAUGGCAGACGACCCCAUGCCAGGCAUAGCAAAGUCAAGUAAAACCUUCCAAACGCAGGGCGGGUGGGCGGGUGAUUCGGCUCACGCAGCGAAAGAGAAAGCCUCAAGCUGCGUGCUCUGAAUUUAAACAGUUCGGUCCCUCCCACCAAAUUUGCAGCAAGUAAAUUCCUCCAGCAACACAGCCAUCCAAUUAAAUGCCAGGGUAAUAUUUAUAACCCUACCUGGCAACAGAGGGGUGACUCAGCGGACUCCACCGCAACACGUGCUCUCACGCUUUGGGACUAAACUGAAAAAGCGAGUGAGGCAGAAGUUAACUAUGGAACUCAUUGCCACAAGAGGCAGUGUUUGAAAAAGGAUUAGACAAAUUUGUGGAGGAGAGGGCUGUGGGCGGCUGCUCGCCAUGGUGGCUUUUCUUUGCCCAUGACUGUUGGAGGAGAGGGGAGAGAGCAGAAAGCCCGUCUGGAUUUUCCACAGACGCUCCCUUUCUAGGAAGUGUGCGAAGCCAAAAUGGCAACCUGGCCUUUUCCAACCUGUUGUUGGCCUUGGAAAUCCCAUCAGCACCAGCCAGUACACCCAGUGGUCAGGGCCGAUGGCCCUUGGCAGUCCAACAAGAUCUGAGAUAAGGUUACCAGAUUUUUUUCAAUGAAUCUGGGGACACUUUUCAACUUCAAUGGAUUCUGUCUGGGGACUGAUUUGUAAAUCUGGGGACUGUCCCUGGGAAACAGGGACGUCUGGUAACCUUAAUCUGGGAAGCCCUGGGAUGAGGAAACUGGUGACCCUCAGCCUUGUGCAACGAGGGAAGAGGCAGGACCAGAGCAUCCUCACUUUUCCCUUGGAGCUGGCGUCGUCCCUGUCCAAACUGCGCUUUUUUGUUUCGCCACAGAGUCCUUCCAAUAUACCUCUUAACUGGACUUUUGGAAACUUCUCUGCUGUCUCCAUAAAGGCGAACAGGUGCAAGGGAGCGAUUUAUUCCUUCUCCCCCCGUACCACGAGCAAAAGGAAGUUCCCAGUGGCUCGCACCCUUUGUGGCCUUAGAAUUUGUUGACCUUACAGCUUGGCGAAUUUGUUAUUUAUGGGAAGCUUUGCUCCCCAUGGCCUCAUCCAGAUGUUCGGGACUACAGUCUGGGGCGGAUGGGAGUCGUAGUCCCCAAACAGCUGGAUGAUGGCAGGGCGAAGAGGAAGGCUUGCUUAUGCCUCUUCUUUUGUGGGGAAAAAGUGACCCUUAGCCAACGUUUUCUGUGCCCAGUCUGUACAUAAAUAAACGCAAGCCAUGCACAGUCCGUCGUUGUGUUUCCCCCUUCUGUCAAGCUCUGUUCUAUUUAAAAAUAUUAAAAGAGAAAUACAGCCUUGGUCAUUUUUGGGAGACUC
This is a messenger RNA of Podarcis lilfordi (Lilford's wall lizard), 49019 nucleotides long. The record is from the annotation of a GenBank genome assembly. Lineage: Eukaryota; Metazoa; Chordata; Lepidosauria; Squamata; Lacertidae.